AGUGCUUAGCGCUCGGUGGGAGUCGCACGCUAAGCCUUGUCUAGGGAGCCUGCGGUGACAGUUGAUUUUACAAUUGGUUAACUCGGAGGGGGGCGGUGCGUCUCCAUGGUAACGGCAAACAGUCCUAAUUUAAAGGUUUCGGUACUUAGAGCAUCCUGCUUGAACUAAGUGCUGUCGGCUAUAGCUGACCUCCCAGGUAAAUAGAUACUGUAUGUAAUGGGGGGAAUGGCUUAUAUAAAUAUCAAUAAUAAUAAUAAUAAUAAUAAUAACAGUACUGGGCUGGUGUGGGGUACAGGCAUGGCCUGGCUGAGUGUAAUGGGAUGUGCAGUCCAUGGGGAGCCAGCCAGGGGUUAGCCAUCACCAGUUUAUCGAUAUUAUUUCUCUGGGGAAUAGGAGGUAGUCAGGGUGUGUGUGUUUUAACAUCAUUAGAUUUUUAGCAGGGGUGAAAGGUCAAUGUUCAUGUUUUCCUAUUACACCCAUGUUGUUACUAAAUAAAUAAAUGCACUCAUUUAUGUCCAUAUUGUGCUGGGGAGCACCAUGGUCGACCCUACUUGUUUAUUUUGACCGGGAAGAGCGCAAGGUCCUCUUCAACCUAUUGUUCCUGUAAGUUUUCUUGUAAUUGUCCUAUUUAUAGUUAAAUCCACCUCUCAUAUUGUAAAGCGCUACGGAAUCUGUUGGCGCCAUAUAAAUGGCGCUAAUAAUAAUAACUAUAGAAAAUAUACAAAAUAAAGUAUGUCACUAUAACAUAUAUGCACACACAAAAUAGCCUUGCACUCAGAACGAAAAUCUCAAAUUCCCAUUGAGCUGUUAGCAGCAGAUCCUUUAAAUCCUGCAGGUUGCUGUAAACACCCCCCACGACUUGCCAGUUUGGAGAUUCUCUGACCCAGUUGUAUAGCUAUCACUAUUUGGCUACCUGCUUCCAACACAUGAAAUUCAAGUACUGACUGUUCACUUGCUGCCUAAUAUAUCCCACCCCUUGAGAGGUGCCACUGUAACGAUCUAAUCAAUGUUAAUCACUUCACUUCUUAGUGGUUUUAAUGUUGUGGUUGAUCAGUGUAUUAUCCUGUUGGAUGGAAAUCAGGUUAUCAAGACAGUUUUGUUGGGGUUUUUAUAUUGUUUAAUUGAAUGCUCUACCGCACCACGUGCAUUCUUUAUAAAUACCUUUAUUUUUAACGUUAGUCUUAGUGUUGAGGUUAUUGCUCCCUCCUCCUCGAUUAUUUGUAAUAUGUAAAGCUUUACCAUAAAACUCACCUUUUAUGUUCAAACCAUAUAACCAUGUGCAAUGACCAAUAGCUGAGUAUCUCUUGAAGAGAAUAUUACAACGCUAUGUUGCACGUGUAUGUUUCUUGAUGAUUCAGUUGUCACUUGCCCAGAGCAGGCCCCACUCCCUCAGCAAUCCAACGAGGACCGGAUACAAAGUCAGAUGAAGUCCAACGCAGAUUUAUUGAAGCGCAGUUUGACAUCUUACCAUGAGUUGGCGCCAGGGCACCAUCUGUAGUCGUUAUGGUGAUUGUAAUGUUUCUCUAACGGCCUUUUAUUAUACCUAGACCCUGUGCACCAGAUGAGGUUUUAAUAAUCAGAGCUGCUGCUAUCCACCCUCUCCCUGUGUUUAUAAAAUAAAAGUAAUAAAGCAGAGUUACAAACUAAUUGGGAAUUCACCAGCAAGUGCAUAUUUUACACCAAAAUGUUUGCACUAUGAAGAUUUGUUUUUAAUUUGACUGCCUUGUUUCCAGUUCAGCUAUUUUGGUCUAAAAUUUGGAAAUUAAUAUAAAUUACCAAUUCUUACUUUAGAAAAUAACCCUGUUUAUAUUUAUAUUGUACACACAUCCCUAGGAGGGGGCAGUUUUGUCUACAAGGAUUGGAAGAAUAGGGUCAACGACGUAAUCAAAUAGGGUCAUUCACUAAGGUGAGAAUUUAAAGUGAACUUCAACUUUGAGGCCACAGUAGUCGAACUGAAAGCACAACUGGCUUAGAGAAUGUUUCCAGAACAGCUAUUAUGAAAUUAUGAAGUUAUUUGAAAUUCAGUUUUCCUUCACUAUAAAUUCUCGUUUUAGUAAAUCAUCCUGAAAGUGUCUAAAAUACAUUGUAGCUAUUCCUUCUUAGGGUUUUGGUGUUAUUUUACCAUUUUGAUAUAUCAUUAUGACAAAAACAAGAAUAAUAGGUUGCGCUACAUAAAUAUCAAAUGAAAAAGGGAUAAAUAUGGCAAACACUUUAAAACAUAAAAGAGGAAAAAUAUGUAAAAAGAAAAGGGGAUUUAAUAAAUAUAUAUAACAAAUAUAUAUAUAAAAAAAGAAAGAUAGUCCAAAUUCUUGAUAUACUUUAAAAAGUUCAAAUAAGUGGAUGAUAGUGACAGUACUUGGUAUAUUUCUCUUUCAGGUUCCGGUAAGUAUUUGGGAGUAGAAAGUCCAAUAAGAGACUGAAUCUUCUAAUCUUUAGAGGAGUCUUGAUUCAGAGGUGAACAUGGAAAAUAUAAGCAACAAAGACGAUCCAAUAGUGUAGACUGUCUGUGAUAAAUAAUAAUAAUAGGUAGGUAGUACACUCACCUAUCUUAGAGCAUGAACUUGCUCUAGUAUGUUGGGCGUUCAAUGGCGUUUAUCCCCCACUGGUAGGAUAUAGGUGAAGGUAAUUCCUCGGUAAUAAAAAGGAGAUAAAAGCAGAAUAUAGUGCUCACUGAAUCAAAAUGAAAUAAAAUGAAAUAAGGGAAUAAAAAUACUCACAUUCGAAUGAGCAGGAUAAACUGCUCAGUAUAUUCGCAUAGGUGGUACAAUCCCCACCAAGGAUUCUUGGUCGUGAGUAGAUUCCAAGUUGGUGAAUGACCAGGUGACAGAAAAUAUUUUUAAAUUUUUUUUUUUUAAAAAUAAGAUAAAAAGGUAUAUGGCAAAAUUGUUGUAAAAGAGCCACUAUUCCUUUAUUAGUACAAUAAAAAAUAUAUAAAAUAGCCAAAACGCGUUUCGCCACACAGGGCUUUAUCAACUGGCAAUAAUAAAAAUCAGCCUGGUACAUAGAGACUUUUAUAAACUAUGAUAAAACAUGCUUAUUCAAAUUUUGGCGCCAAAAUGACGUCAUCCAUACAGUGUGUAAAAAACAAAAUGAUUAAUUACAUAAAAAUACAUGAAAAUACAAAAUGCAUAGUAAUAGUGAUAUAUCAUUAUAUUUAUAUUUAUUUCAUAGCAAUGAGUGCUUCAGACUCAGUAAUGGACUAUGGAACCACUAAAAGACAUGCAAUUCCUAUUGAUCACCUGGACUACCGAUUCAUAGAGAAAUGUACAGAUGUCAAGCACUUGGAAAAGGUCCUGCAUGUUCUCAGGUACUGUGUGUUUUUGUGCUUUGUAUGCUAAGCUUGAAAAAUACUCCAAGUGUAACCGCAAAGCAAAAUUGAAUGGUCACCAUUUAGACAUAAAACCUCUUGUCCUUUACAAAUUUUUUUUUUUUUGCAAAUCUUAUUUUAUUGAGGUAAAAGCAAUAAGAAACUAGAAAAUGAGGCUCGCAGGCCUCUGUGAAAAACAUUGUGACAGGUUAUAACACAUGGUAUUUGUCAACCUAAUUCAGUGUACAUGUUAUAUGACUUUGAAGCAAUGCUUAGUUACAGUGGUAUAGGGCAUGACUGGUGUAUAUGCAGUGUAUACAGAUACGGCAUGAGAGUAGUUUCACAGUGGUCAUUUUCAGGCAGUAACCUAAAUGUAUAUGUGGCUUACGUUCCAUGUUCGUUGCAUGACCUCCUGUGUAUGUAUAUACCGCUUUUGUUCAUCAAGUAUGGUGCUAAUGUUCCCAAGUCAUGGAUGAGUUUAGUGGGGAGAGGUAAAUGUUGUAAGGAAAAGAAAGAGAGAGAAAGGCUAUGUAGGUAUAGAAUAGUCCUUCCCUGGUUUCCGCGCCUCCAGGUCUAAGCGAAGUGAGCGAUGUGUUGGUACGUAGUGUUCGGGUUUUGUCUGGUUCUGUUGUAGUGGCUUGUGGUGUGUAUUCUAGGGAAUGCAAUCUAGUCCGCUUCUGUGCUAUCAUCUUCCGCUAUGGAAAUGUCAGGAGACAUAGUGUGCUGUGUUAGGCCUUCCCCUCUGUGUGUUGGUCCUCUGGUCGCCCGUCUGUGUGGUGUAUCCCGUAGCCUGUGUUGGGGGUCAUGGUUUGUGUUAACCGGUCGUGCGGACAUUGAGUGGGGUUACGUGACGCCGUGCUGUCGGUCGUCCCGUGUGUGCGUGCGUGUGUUCUGUAAAAGACAUGAACCAUCAAGGGAGUGUGUGUUUCCAUGGGCAUUGUCUCCUGCAGAGGUGAGGUGUCCUAUAGAGAGUUUAUGGCCAGUAAAGGGAUGGGUCUGGGAUCUACCGUCCAGCCCUCCGCUCCUGAUGUGCAUGGUGUGGGCCCACUAUCUACCCGCCUGGUACGAGAACCAGGGUCGCCAUGUCUCCGCGUGUCUUGUCGAACGACGCGCCAGGGAUGCCUGUAGCGCCUCCGCCGCCUGUAUGUCUCCGAUCCUAUGGAGCCAUUCCUCCGUAGUGGGGACUUCUGAUCUCUUACAAUAGACGGGAAUCAGGGAUUUGGCAGCAUUCAGUAAGUGGCGUAGGAUUGAUCUCUUAUAUCCAGGGAUGGAUUGCGAGGUGAUAUGCAGUAGGGCCAAUUCUCGAGACCAUUCUGUGUCAUCCCCUAGGAUUGCCUUAUUUUCUGAAUGAAUAUGAUGGUUCGGCAUUCCCACCACAGGUGUAACAAGGUGCCUCUCACCUCCUGUCCUAUACCACAUGGAGAUCAAUUUAUAGUUGACCUCCUGGUAGUAGGAGCUAGAGGAGCUUUUAGGUUGCCAUAGUAGUGCCGUUCCCCAUUGUGUUGUUGUGAUUGGUAUGUCCAUUUGUUCUUCCCAUCGUCUUUGAACGGUAUUAUUAUCCGAAGAGGGCCCCUACCAGCAGAUGUUGGUAAAGUGUAGAUACUGCUUUUUCAAGUGUGGCACGUCGGCGGCAUAGGCCUUCGAACCACGUAAGGUCUCUGUGCAGUAGGAUUUUGUGAGGUAAGGAAUCGUAAUAGUGUGUCAGUUGUAGGUAGUGGAGGGUUAGUAGGGACGUCUGUGGUCUGUCAGCCAACAGUGAGGUUAGUGACCGAAUGGUUCCCCCUUCCAGAAUUGUGCAGAACGGGACAUAUUCCUUCUCCCCCAGAAACGCCCAAGUCCCAUAUGGGAGUCCUCCUCCAAUAUUGGGGUUGUGGGUGAACGGGUGUAUAGGGCUGGGGGUCGGGGAGACACGUGCCAAUCUUCUAGCUGGUUUUCAUGUCUUCAGCGUCUGUGCCACUGGGUCCCCGCCCCCCUCCUUCCCGCAUCGACCCGUCCCUUCCCGCCAUACGUCAACUUUAAGUUUGGUCCCCGAUUCCCCUCUGUCCAGGAUUACCCAUUGUUUUUCGGAUUUUCGGCUGCGUGCCACUCCAGGAUACGUUGCAUUGUGGUAGCUUGGUGGUACUUUUUAAAAUCUGGGAGUGACCCUUCCGAGAAUCCUUGUAGCUUAUUCAAGGUUCCCCUAAGGAAUCUUGUCUGAUUUGUAUUGGGCACAUAGAUCGAUACCAACGUGUAAAGCAAUGGUGCAUUUCAGGAAGAUAAAUCUCCCCUGUGUGUCGAUCAUCUUGUCCAGUUUCCUGAAGCCCAGGUCAGCAGACAGGAUGAUGGCAACACCUGCUUUACGUGCCGUGUUGUGGUUGCUGAAAAAAUUGUUGGGAAAGUACCGGUUCCGUAGUUUUGGUGCGGAACCCUCUAGGAAGUGAGUUUCCUGAAGCAUAGCUAUCAAUACAUGCGUCUUCCGUAGGUCUCACAGUAGAUGGGUGCGGCGUUCGGGAACGUUCAGUCCUCUAUAGUUAAGAGUCAGGACGUGCAGAGGAGCAGUGUGGUAAGGUGCGGCGAUCCCGGCUGUCGGUCCAAGGCACGCAGAGAGUUCGGCGUCUACUCUCCUGACCCCCUCUCCUGAGCUAGUUGUAGGAUCCCGUCAAGCUCCCACCUGUUGGCGUAGUCCACUAGGUGCUAGUGUUUGGUGUAGCUGCGGGAGCGGAGGGCCAGUUAGAGCGAUCCCAGUUGAGAAACUGAGUCACUAAUGCAGGGGUUAUCAUGUACAAAAAUGACCCUUCUCCCUCCCCUUAGUCCUGCAGGGUGUGUCGGGUUGUGUGGUCGUUACUGUGUUUGUGGCAGUUGCGGUGGGUGCUACCGGUGCGAGGAGGGCGCGUGUUGUGACUAUAGUAUGUGCCUGUGCCAGAGCCAAGGGAGGGCGACCAGGGAAGUAUAAGUGGUGCCGGGUAUAGCGAGUAGAAAGGAGUAGAGUAAAAAAAUGGGGUAAGACAGAGAGUUCCCAAGUGGAGGUGUCCCUUCUGAGGGGAUGAGAAGAGAGUUCACCUCAGUACCUCCCCAAUGUAAGGAGGUAGUAGUCGUGCGACAGCAGGAGUUGCCAGAGGCCACCCCAGUAACCAGACCGAAAUGUGGACUUCCGGGGGCUCUGCCGUCAAGGAAAAUGCACGACCCUUAAUUGGAGUCAAUGGCUCCACUCCGAUCCGGUGUGGAUAUGAAAGAUAAGUGUGAUAUCAGUAAAGUACCUGUUGGUCCCCCCUCCCACCAGCACCAUAGCCUGGUGCUAUAUGAAAUAUCUAAAAGCUAGGGCGCCACCGAACAGAAGUGGUACGAAUUAACAUGAAUAGAUUAACAGUGCAACAUUAGGAAAGUGCGAAAACAGCAUGGAGACUUAUAAACUUGGUAUCAACAUUCUAUCCCUCUCCAUCCACCCCUAUCCCCCAGGACCCCGAGGUGCCCCCCAUAAGCAUAUGGUAACCGCGCAAGGUUCGUUCAGUUCCCCUCCGCCUUCCCAUAUGGGGAAGGGAAGACCCGCUAGCUAGCUUCAUGCACGUGUGAGUCAAAUAUGGUAUCUCCCCGUCAGGACCCCCCUCCAUCUUUCACCACCUCCCGGAUGUCUGCCCCCCAGUGUCAGUAACGUGAAGGGUUCUGCCCUUCCCUCGCCUGAGAUGCCGCCCCCCCAGCCACAAGACCGCCCGGCCCCCUGGGGGUACACCCCCGGAUAGGGUGGGCAGCUUAUCCCACCGGUCUGUAUGUCUAGGGGGGGCAACAUGGUCAGCGAGUGUGAUAUACAGUUGCCAUCACAACGUGUGUAUAACAGCUAUGUGUGACAUGGAAUCUAAAUACGGUACAUUGUGCGCAACAAACAUUCGUGGUGUAUGAGGCGAAUUUGUUGGGUGAGAUAUGUGACCAGUGGUGUACGCUGGAGGGCACUGCCGAAUACCGUGAGUCCAGAGCAUAGGUCUUCCAGAGAGUUGGUGCGGUUUUGCCGCAUCAAUGUCCUACCGGACCCUGCUCCGUCAUGGGCGCAGGUGUCCCCUGGUGCUAUCGAUAGUAGGCUCGUGACAUAAGGCCAAUAUCAGGGUCCACCCUAAGCUAAAAGUUCCCCGCAGCAAUCCCACCUCCCCAACAUUAAUCCACGGUACCGUUCAUCGUGUUGGCCCACAUGGCAAUAGAUCCCCCUCCAGAGUUCCCAUUCAUCGAAGAGGAGAAGCAUUACUCUUCACACCCACCCAAAGCUCCCUGAGGGCAGGGAAAUAAAGGACAGCCCCAGUCCAGCUUCCCGGUGAUGGAUAGGAAUCCCACAUGGGGCAAAGCAGGGGGGUAUCCACUCAGUGUCCCAGUCCGUGGAGCGGGACGGAGAGACAGCAGUUCCUAUAAUAGUGUCCGUGCAGGGUAGAGUGUUCCCUUGAGUGAGAGGGUCAUGAGGGGAAAGCAGUGAGUGGAGGGCCUACCUGUUAUUCUGGCGCCUCCGGAUUGUUAUGUCUGCGGGGUGCCGGACCUCUUAGCGGAUUGUCCCCACGCCUCCGAGGUGCCCGCUGUUGGCGGGAUCUCCCUCCCAGUGGUCCUAGGACCCAGUCCUGAACAGAUAUCGAAGGUAAGUCCAUCUCCUCCAGGAAUCUCAGGAUCUCCUCGGGCCAACGGACCGAUGUCCAGCCAUUCUGGUUGCGAGCUAGUAGGGCGAAGGGAAAGCCCUAUCUAUAAGGUAUGUUCCGCUCCUGUAGGGCUGUGGUUAUAGGUUUCAGUGCUCUUCUGGCCUCAAGCGUAAUGGGGGAGAGGUCAUUAAAUAGGGAGACCGAAGCUCCUCUGUAAUCCCAGGUCGGGUGGGAGUGGGCUGCUCUCAUGAUGGCAUCCUAAUCCUGAAAAGAGUGGAGGCAGCAUAUCAAGUCCCGCGGGCCGUCUUCUAAGGACCGGGGGCGUAAGGCUCUAUGUGCUCGUUCAAAUUUAGGGGUGUGAGGUGCGGCCUCUCCCAGUAUCAGGCGGAAUAAGCCAAUUAGAACGUCCUCUACAUCCUCUACAUCUUCUUCCCCUCCAUCAGUUUCGGGGACCCCGCGGACCCUGAUAAUGCAUCUGCGCCCCCUGUUAUCUAAAUCCUCGACUGACCUUCUCAUGUGCAGUAACAGCUCACCUUGUGGUAUGGGCCUCUUCCGAGCGUUCCAGGUCCUGAAUGCGGCCCGCCUGUGCCGUCACCUCCAUCCGGAUUCCCGCCAUCUCAGCUCGAAGUGCAUCCUGUAUGGUAGUGGUAAGGACCAGGAGGUCUGCUUUUGUAGCCAUUGCAGCAGCCAUAGUGCGGAGUUCGUCUCCAAUCGUCUCCAGUGCGGCGCCAUGUGGUUCCCUGGGGGAUGGGCCAUCUGCGCCAUAUUGGAGCCACUUGCCUCCCCGCUCGCGUCAGGUUGGGACUGGAGGAAUCCGUCCAUCGGGCCGCGUGGCUGACCCAGUUGGGAGCCCCAACUGGGUAAUAGUAUGCUUUAACACUUGCAUCUAUCAGAAGCAUAGUCUAUGGCUCACAUAGUCACACUUGGCAAAUGUUACAACAACUAGGAGAGUGUUCAAGGAGCAAAGGACGUGUUUAUAAUAUUGGGAUUGUGAUAGACUAGAGGUUUAAACUAUACAGAUUAAGGUUACAAUAAUAAACUAAGCAGAUUAAUAUUAUAUUCAUCCAACCAAGCUAUAAUUAAUUUAGUUAUAACUACCCACUUGACGUUCUAACAGAUUUUCAGUGUGGAGCUGGCCAUGUUGGAAUCCAUCACAAUUUUCGAAUCUUCAGUGACAAUUACUGAAAUGGAACAUGUCAACAGCUUGUCCGAAUUCAUGAUUUGCCGAGUAGCUUCCAGCUUUCCAUUGUGUAGCAAAGAGGGAUGUGCUUUUCGAAGAAAAUGCAAAAAAAAAAAACCCCUAAAAAUAUAUAUUUCUUUCAAAAUUUAUAACAACAACUAGUGAACAGAUUUAGAAAUGAUCAAUGCAAGUUAUAGAAUGUUGGAGACAAAUAUUUUGACUUUAUUUUCAUGAUCAUCACUUCCUGUUAAUGAAUUCUUGUAAUUCCAUAACGAAAAACCUUUAGUGUUGACAAUACGUUUUUUUAUUUUCUUAAAGGUAACUGCCAAUAGUAAUAGUUUAAAUAAGUUUACAUGUAUCAUAGCCUCACUGUGUAUGAUUUUGCAAUGAAUACAUUUAAUUUAAUACACUGUGUUCAGUUCAUCACCUAACUUACGCUUGCUGUGUGGAGGCUGCCAUCUUUAGACCUUUUUUUAUUGUAUCUGCUAAGACAAUGUACAAUGCUAAUGGUUAAAUGCAUCCUAGAGUGCAUUUAUGAGAUACCUGGCAUGAUGUCAGGAUUCAUGAAUGUGCAUUAACUCUUGAUUACCUGUCCUACAUUGCUUGCAAGGACUUAUUCGUGUCUGCCCCUUUAGAGAAGGGUAAGAAUCUAGAUGUAUUUCUUGAAUUAAAGCAUUUUAAAUUUCUUCUAGGUCUGGCGAAGAGGGACAUUACCCAGAUUUAACAUUAUUUUGUGAAAAGCGUAUUGAAAACCUGUCUCCUCAAAGUCGAGCUCUGCGGAAAGAUAAGCCUCCAGCCACUGCAGCAGAUUUCUCCUUGGAAGAUUGGCAACAGAUUGAUAUUGAUUUAAAGGUAUACAUGUAAAUCUAUCACUGAAGAAAAUCAUAUUAAUAUGGAGAAAAGAAACACAUUACACUAUACCAUGCAAACAAACUGUCACGGACCGUAAAUAUUAACAGACUCCCUUAUUAUUUCGUCCUUUAUGUCUUGCUGAAAGGGUAGGCAGCCUUUGGCAUUCCAGAUGUUGUGAACUAUAUCUCCUUGAUGCUUUGCUUUGCCAUCAUUGUGGCUAUUUAUUGUGGCUAUCCACAACAUCUAGAGUGCCGAAGGUUGCCUACCCCUUCAGAAAGACAUUUGCAUCUUAUUAUUUGUAAUGUCUGUUGGCAGAGUAUGCAGAAGUGAAAUAGUAGGCAGGGUUUAUGCAUUGCUUUUUCUAGACUAGUACUGUGCGGGUUUGUAGCGGAGCUCCCUGUACCCCAGCUGGGUACCUCCGCCAAAGGACCGCUUCCUAGCUGGAACAGGGGACAAACCGCAGCACUUCUGCCCACAGUCGCCGUGGCUGAACUGGGGCCCUGGAACCGCUCAUCCCUGGAGCCGAAUGGGGAAUUGGCUCUAGUCCUUACAAGGACUUUCCCUGGUGAAUCUCCUAUAAGCUGGAACAGCAGACACAGGAGCAAGCUUUCUUCCCUUAAAUCUCCUGCAAGCUGAAGCAGCAGACACAGGAGUAAAUCUUCUUUCCCUCCAAUAACAGGACGACACACAGUUUUGUAGUGUAAGCAGGAACAGACUGAGCUGGGGCUUUAUUGUUUCUUUUACACAUAUUUUCCCACAAGGUUACCACCCACGUGGACCUUGUGGUACACAGGACACAAAGUUGCAACAGCCAAUCAACACCGUACAGUCAGACACUCCCAGCUAAGGCACACAAACCCUCCCCUCUGCCUGUGAUAUAAUUACUGAACACAAUGGGCUAACUUAAUUAACACAGGCAGAAAAUAUACAGUUUUACCCAAAAGACAGAAACACCCCAAAACAACAACAUACCCCCAUAAAUAUAUGCAUCCAUGGAUAGCCCCGAUCUGGGUGAACAACAUAUCCAAAAAUCACCCAGAUCAGAGCAGGGGUUCAAAAGUUUUAUGGAAGUCACAUUUGAUCGACUGCAAGCAUGGCUUUCAUGCCCAAAACAGUUCAACAGAUUUAGGCUGUGCAGCCGGUCUAUCGGUUUAUGCAUGCACUGGUGACUUGCGAACCCGUUACUUUCCAGUCCUGGAAGGGCUGACAUGGUGGAGUAUUUGGGCUGAUCAGGCCACUAGAUUAUGAUGAGUAUGUAUGAUGUCCUUGUAGGGGGUUUGCAAGUGAAAGCUGUUUGUCUGGUAAGCAUGAACAGAUCUCCAUGAAUGCUCCAUCAGGCCAUACUGAUAGAGAUUGCAGCGGUGUAUAAUGUCACACCUUGCAAUGCCAAUAGCCUCACUAUGUCACAUUUAUACAUUGCAUACUCUGCAUGGGAGGGGUAGGGGACGGGGUACACUGACAUAGAUAUCUGUGAGUUUUGAGAGCAAACAAUUUAAUUUGUUUGUACUUUGCUGUAGGCUAAAAGUUGGCAGCCCUCUACUGGUACAAUUUUUGUAAACUUUAUCUUUUUGUUUGUUUUAUGCCAUAUUACCUGCUUCUGAUUUCUCCCACAGAAUUGGUUAACAGAUAUAAAGAUGAAGGAUCAGGAACAAUCUGCUGAACCUCAUAAUGCCCAGAGUUUGCCACCUGUACGGGAUUACUCCAGCUGUCCACAGAACGUUAAGGUAUUCUUUCUUACAAAGUAAUGCAUUACUAUUAUGGUGUUUAUCUAAACUCACAAUUAUAUCAAAUUAAUAUCCAAAUCACAAAAUUGGGGCUAAAUUGGCUUUUGUGGAAACGUUAUCAAAUUUAGCUAUAGUCAUCACUUGGCUAUUUUAGCCUAAUGUUUGUCAUUCAUAUUUGUGCAGUAAAAUUUGGAAUUUAGUUAAUAAACCUCAAUGUGUGUCUAUAUGUAGCAAAAGUAUGGUAUCGUUGUCAUUCUCGGGACAUGGCUAGAGUGGACAUACACAAUAAGUGGUGGGUUUAGAUAGUGUAUAUAUGUAUAACAUCUCAGUGUGUAAGAUUUAUUUUUCUUUAAAUAAUUUCCUAGAUAUGCUACCACUAUGCAUGUCUUAAUGAAUAUAUGCUUUUUUUAAAAUAUAUAUAUUAUAGCCAAAAGAAAAGGGAAAACAAGAAAUGAACAGUAAAGUGCCACGGGAUUAUAGAGACUGGGACAGGUGAGAAAUAACCAAUACAUGUAUUUGUUUUGAAAAUGUUUCCCAAAUGUACUUAUUUAAUAUGUUGAGCCAUUAGCAAAACUCGCUCUGGCUUCUCAGCAAUUUCUGAGUAAAAAAAAAAAUAUUUUCCCAACAAUACUAUAUUGGCCAAAAUUUAUUCCUGAGAUUAUUCAAAUAAUCCAUAUUUAUUCUUUGUUGGGAAAAGUCUAGGUUAAAGGAACAUGGUAGUGUUAAGAAUACAAACAUGUACUCCUAAAGCUAUAGAUUUGAAAUUCCUAUGUUAGUCUUCCCCUGCUGCAUCAGGGUUUGAAAUGUGAGAUUUGCUUAGCUUUCAGUCCUUGCUGCGCUGGUCUUUGUCUUGCUUUUCUGCCUCUUUGGCUGAGAAGGUCAGUGUAGAUGAUCUCGGCCAAUCUAAUGUUUCUCCAUAUGUAAACAUUAGGAGGGUAGUGAAGGACCAUCUGAUUUCAAAUAAACUAUUUGGGUAGAAGCGCCUCUAGUGGCUGUUAGGAACAGGGAUAAACAGACCGGCAUAUGGCACCCAGACCACUUCACUGAAUUAGGUCUAGUCCUUACAAGGACUUUCCCUGGUGAAUCUCCUAUAAGCUGGAACAGCAGACACAGGAGCAAGCUUUCUUCCCUUAAAUCUGAAAUUGUCAUUGAGAUGAAGUGGUCUGGCUGCCUGAGGUGUCCCCUUAAAUUUUAUUGCUUUUUUUUUUUUUGUAUAAAAGGCUGCAUCUUUGGUAGUUCCGCCCCGACCACAGAGUAAGGGCAGUAAUCUACUACUGCAGUAGUGUGUAUUGUCAAUGCAAGGUGCUCUAUAGACAGAAACACUUUGCAGGAUUGUCUGUGAGUGUCUGCAUUUCUUAAUGUUUACACAGCCAGUGUGUUUAAUAUAGACUGUUAACCUGUCAAAGUCUUAUGACACUGUAAAUCUACCCAAGGUAAAAGUUCUGCCUUUACAUUAACUUCUCUGAAUUUAGAGCAGAGGGCAUUGGAUCUUACUCAAUGAAUCAUUCAAGGCAUAUAUCAUUAAGGUUUUGUUAUCCUUACUUAAAGGAACAUAUCCUGCACCAAAAUAACCUAUGCUGUUUGCGUGGGGUGCAUUGUAAGGAGGCGUCUGCGUCUAAAAGGUCUUCAUACAAAACUGUCUACAGAGCUGACGGUAUAGUACAGUUACCUUAUAUGAGGAUUGGAAUUUUAGCAACGAGCUGCUCUGGGUUUUAAGGCAGCCACUGAAAAUAAUGGGAACAUCAGGAAUGUUGAGCUACUUGCUGUUAUCUUGGGAGCUCACAGGAUAUUCUGGUAGCUCUGGGGAUUUGCAGCAAACACAGGAACUUCAAAGACGGGAAUGCUUAAUUAUUGUUUUUUUUUUUUUCUUUAAUUGAGCAUUAAUAUGUUAUAUAUAAAAACAUCCCUCCCAUUGUGUGUGUAUGUAUAUAUAUAAUAUAUAUAAUUUUUUUUUUUUUUAUCUAUGGCUGUGUAGGUAACUGUAUUAAUAUAGUUUUAGUUAAUCCUGCAAAAAAUGCUUCCUGGUUGUCAGUAGAUUAUGUUGCCAAUAUAUGCUGUGUGUAAAUUACAUGUUCUGACCUGCUGGAGGCACCAAAGAGCUUUACAGCAAGUCACCUUGUAUCCUACCUUUGAACACGUGAUACAGAAUAAUGCAUACACCAACAUAUGUGCAGGAAGAUUGACAACUUCAGUGUGCUGUAUCUAUAAUAUAUAUAUAUAUAUAUAUAUAUAUAUAUAUAUGACACAGCACACUGAAAUUGUCAAUCUUUCUCAACAUAUGCAGCUCUGUGUGUGUGUGCAAUAAAUUAUUAUAUCGGGUUCCCAAUUAUUUUUUUCCCAUGGAUCCCUUUGACAUAGUAUACCAACAUCAUGGAACCUCCCCUCCCCAAAAAAAUGUUGAGCACAAACCUUUUGAGUGGCUUUUUCAUGAUCAUUUUAAAAUAUUUUGCUCAUAAACUGUUACUCCUGAAGCUUUCACUUAAAAAGGCAAUGUCUUUAUCUUUGUACUCUGGGUGGUUUUGCUCAAAAUUACAUAAUUUAGCCGACGGUAAAUACUGUUUGGCAAUAUUUUCUUGCAAAGUAAUCAUUGUGCUUGAGGAAUAUUUUUAUUUUUGGAACUUGUGAAUCCAAAUGAUUUCUUCGCGUGAGAAGAAGAUUGGCUAGCAUUGUGUGCUUUUCUUUUUUUCUUUGACUUGUCACUUGUCUCUGCUGUUUGAGGAACAGUAGAUUCAACUAUUUUGGACCUGUUUUCUGGAUUUCUUGUUGUAUCUUCGUUCUCAGUUUCUAUAAGUGCCGAACAGCUAGAAGUAGUAAUAAUUUUUCUCUUGAUCGUUCCUUGCUUAAACCAGAUGUCCAAAUUCAUGGUUGUUGGUUGGUAAAAAAAACACUUCUCUAACGUGAAAAAAUAUCAUCAUCAGAAAUGGUGGUCUGAUCCAAUCACAAUGCUUCCCCAUAGGAUUGGCUGAGACUGACAAAGAGGCAGAUCUGGGGCAGAGCCAGCAUGAUUCAAACACAGCCCUGGCCAAUAAGCAUCUCCUCAUAGAGAUGAAUUGAAUCAAUGAAUCUCUAUGAGGAAAGUUCAGUGUCUGCAUGCAGAGGGAGGAGGCACUGAAUGGCAGUGCUGCUCACUGUGGAAGCACCUCAUGCAGCCAUCUGAGGAGUGGCCAGUGAAGUUAUCACUAGGCUGUAAUGUAAAAACUGCAUUUUCUUUGAAAAUACAGUAUUUACAGCAAAAAGACUAAAGGGAAUGAUUCUACUGACCAGAACAAAUUCAAUAAGCUGUAUUUGGUCUGGUGACUAUAGUGUCCCUUUAACCGUAAGCAGGAUUUUGAAUCAGUCUUGGAGCAAAAAUAUCACUUUAAUGCAGAUUUCACUACCUGACUGCAAAGGAUGCUGUUUUGUUAACAGCUCUUAGAAAGAAAUAAUUUUGGGGUAUAUCACUUAUUUCUACAGAUAGUAAGCAGAAAAAAAAAGUAUAUCUAUAUAAGGUUAACCAAAAAAAAAAAAUAUGGGAAUCCCACUACUACUCUACUCUACUCUACUGUUAACCUGAGGAAGACCUAUAUGGUUGAAACGCGUUGUUCUUUUACUUUGGACAUUUUUAAUUAUUUGUCUGCUGCUAUAUCAUGUUUUCUGCACUUUAUUGAAGUAAAUCCAUUUGAGAAAAACCUUCCAGUUUCCUGAAUAUUUGGGAGUAACAGAAUUCCAGGAUUCAUUCCAGCAACUUUAUCUGCUGAUAAGCCAUCACAGCCAGAGCCUGCUAUACGUGGCUCUGGGAAGAGUGAGUGACCAAUUACCUCUAUGUACUUUAAUAUCUUUUUUUUUAUUUAUAUAUAUAUAUAUAUAUAUAUAUAUAUAUAUAUAUAUAUAUAUAUAUAUAAUUACACUAUGUACAGUUUUAUAUUUUACAGAUAACCAGAGACAAAUUGUAAGGUCCUCCUUGAUAUAAGUAUAUAUCACAUUGUAUGGUGGUGUUUUUAAUUGUGCAUACUGUACUUUGUACUUAUUUAUGCAUAAUGGCGCAGUCACGCAAUCUCUUAAUAAGAUCACGGUGGCCAUCUUGGAUAUGGCGAUUCACGGCAGAACCUCAGCUAUGUUCUUGCGGAACCUUAAGGUUCCACGGAACACCAAUUGGGAAACGCUGACUUAAAUACCGAAGUGAAAUUUUUUUUUUUUGUAAUUUUUUUUAGUAGUGUUAAUUUUGUCGACUAACAAUUUUAGUCAAAUUUAAGUUGCCUAAAAUUUUUGAGAUUUAGUCGACUAAUUCUAGACUAAACUAAAACAAAUCAGAUGACUAAAAUACACCUAAAACGGCUUUUAAAAAUAAAUUUAAAUUUGCCACCAAAAAGAACAGAGGUGCUGUGGAAAGGACAAAAGAGACAGACCAGGGCUUGGGAGAGAGAGACCUAGAGAGGCUGGGAGGACACAGAGACACAGAGGGGCUGGGGAAGGAAGAAAAGAGACAGAGGCUUUAACUAAAUCACUGGAGAUUUAGUCAACUAAAACAAUUCAGAUGACUAAAAUAAGACUACAACUAAAAUAGCUUUCUAGCCAAAAGACUGAUUAAAACGAAUUGAAAUUUACAGCUAAAAUUAACACUGUUUUUUAGAUAUUAAUCAUUACAUAGAAUGUGACGGCAGGAAUUAAACUGUUCGCUGAAAUGAAAAAAAACAACUAACAGUUAACUUCCAAUCAGUUUAUUCUAAUAUAAUGCAAGUGCUAGCCACAUGGAAAAAUCUUAAUAUUUCCUGGUCAGGUAGAAUAGCAGCGAUUAAGAUGACUAUAUUACCCAAGAUCACUUAUAUUAUGCGCUGCAUACCCUGGCAGUGUCCUUUGUAUUUGCUGAAUAAUUUACAGCGGGCGAUUGAUGUAUUUAUCCAUCAGAAUAAAAGAAUGCGUAUUAAGAUACCAAUUUUGGUCAAAAACAUUUCUGGUGGAGGGAUUGCAUAUCCAGACAUUAAGAAAUAUGAGGGGGGACGGGGCCUGACCGCUGAACUGUGAGGAAGCAUGCCUCACCAGCUCCUGCAACUUAGGGCAAACAAACCCGAAUUAAGACUCCAAAGAGGCACUAAAACUGGGGCGCACAAACAGACACCACACAAGCGAAGAUGUCCCUCAGGUGCACCCAGACUCAUGACGGGCCUGAGAGCCUACUGGAGAGCAAGCCACGAGAACCUGCACCAAAGACCCAGGUGGGAGCCCCAGCAUAUACUGCUGGAUCCCCACCCUCCCCACAGGCUCCCAAGAGAGACCGCCCUACUAGCGGAGACCCGACUCCUCACUAAGAGCAACCACAGCCGGACAAAGGCAAAACAAACUGGAGGCACUACAUUAAGACGGCGGCGAAAACCCAGCCUCACCGCCCAGCCAUGAAACAGCCUAAGAGAGGCACGGACCACCCCACUCACGCCGACAAAAGGCAGACCACUGUGCUCACCAGGGGGGCCGCGACAACAUGACACCAAGGGCACAGAUACAGCCAACAAACACACAGGUGGACCGGGCCCAUUAUCGGAGCCACAUCAUACCUAUCACCGCAGAUGCUGGCCCACGCUCAGACACUCCACCCACACAUCGCCGAACAGAGAGGACCACAUAUCACAGCACAGCCGCGGCAGACCGCACAGGGGGAGCACACCCAGCCCCUACAAGGCAUCGGAUGAACCACACAGCACUGGGACUUAAUGUCUAGAAAAUAACUCAUCACCUCAUCCAUUUUUAUGUGUUUUACUAAUUUUUCAUGACUCAGAUGAACUCCCACAACUGUCUGUAUGCCACUAACCCUGCACACCCCUCCUGACAACUCCAGUAGGGGACCAAAGAGAGGGUAUUCCUCAAGAUCAAGCGACCACACAUUAAAGGACCACUAUAGUGCCAGGAAAACAUACUCGUUUUCCUGGCACUAUAGUGCCCUGAGGGUGCCCCCACCCUCAGGGUCCCCCUCCCGCCCGGCUCUGGAAAGGGGAAAAACUUACCUUUUUCCAGCGCUGGGCUGGGAGCUCUCCUCCUCCGAUCCUCCCCCGUUCCUCCUCCUGGGCUGAAUGCGCACGCGCGGCAAGAGCUGCGCGCGCAUUCAGCCGGUCACAUAGGAAAGCAUUCAUAAUGCUUUCCUAUGGACGCUUGCGUGCUCUCACUGUGAAAAUCACAGUGAGAAGCACGCAAGCGCCUCUAGUGGCUGUCAAUGAGACAGCCACUAGAGGAUUAGGGGGAAGGCUUAACCCAUUCAUAAACAUAGCAGUUUCUCUGAAACUGCUAUAAUUAUGAAAGAAUGGGUUAACCCUAGCUGGACCUGGCACCCAGACCACUUCAUUAAGCUGAAGUGGUCUGGGUGCCUAGAGUGGUCCUUUAAGCAUGAAUAUGUAUAGACCAACUCAAACCCACACAGGUUUCUUUGACUAUUCAACACACAACUGUUUGCAUUCAUGGACUCACUCACUCUUGGAAAUAGCACUCACCAGAUUAGGAUGUUUACCUGCUUAGUUUUAAUAGCUUUGUUUUAGCCUGAGCCUAGGUUGUUAGCAUGCAUACUACUGUUCUCCUAUGUGGUAGUUUUAAGGUAUUCUGUCCUAGCUAAUUGUGAACCCUGUACAGCACCAUUCACAUUAAUACAUAUACAAGGGCAAUAUCAACUAAUGCAACACCAUGCUAAAAACUGCUCACCUAAGCUGUUAGUCUUGUAAGCCUGUGUAAUACUGCACUACAGAAACAGAGCAGGAGUAAAUAAUAGUUGAGCAACGUUACUGUGUAUAAAAAAAAAAAAAAAAAAAUGUGCAACAUCCUCCAAUGCCUAACUAUUGUUAAACCAGGAGAACAACUGUUGUGGCACUGCAAGCCUGUUAUGUCUUUUCCUUGCACAAAGAAAAUAAAGAAUAAAAAAAAAGAAAUAUCAGGAAGCCUCCCUCCUGGCACAUAUGCUGAGAUGGGAAGAAGAGGCACAAAACAAUAAUUGGGCAUCGAUAGAAGCUUACUUCUUUAAAGAAACGCAUCUGAACUCAAUCCUUUUUCGAGAUGAUUUAUCCAGUGGUCUAGUGCAAAACUUCAACAUUAUGGUACACUCUCAAAGGUUGGCGGAAUCUGAACUGUAAAUACUCCCUGAUUCCAUUCCCAAGUCCGAUCACUCCUAUUUUAUGGAUUCAGGAAAAGAUUCAUUCCCCUCUGUUAGAGAUAUUACUGAAAGUAGGAUGUAGAUACUUAAGAGACAUAUAUGUAAAUAAUGAAUUCCUUCCAUUUGACUAUAUAUCCAGUCUAACUAGCAUGUGAAUUGAAUAUCAUAGGUUGAAAUCUAGUAUCUACUCGUCGAGUUAUCGCCUAAAAGAGUUUAGACAGCUGUCUCCUUGUGAAAAAAUAUGUUCAACAAAUAAGAAGCAUAUGGUUUUUAAAAAGUUUUAGUCUUUUGAGAGAUAGGGAUUUGAAUACCAAAUGUUUAAAUAUGAGAAUUUGAGAAGAAGAAUUAAAUCAAUCCUGGCCCAUGGAAAUAUGGUCGACUGCUUCUGUUUUAACGGAUAAAUUAAUUAAACAUGUCUCGUAUAGUGAGUUGUAUUUUAAAAUUGUAAACAGAUGGUAUGUAACGCCGAUUAAGCUUUGGAAAAUAAAGAAAGAUGACACAUCUAAAUUUUGCAGGAGAGGCUGUAACCAAGUAGGCUCAGCGAUACAUAUGUGGUGGUCCUGUCCUCCCAUACAAAAGUAUUGGAAGGAGGUAAAAUAUGGGAUAUCUCAAAUUAUUGGUGAAAAGAUUAAUCUAACCCCAGAACUGGCUCUGUUUCACUUUAUGCCUACUUACCGCACAAAAGAACUAAAAUCCCUCCUGCUUCAUAUUUUUUCAAUAGUGAAAUGGUUGAUCGUUCUAAAUUGGAAAGCAGGAAUGUUGCCAAAAUGGUCAGAUGUGGAAAGGGUGAUGCAGAGAAACAGAAUACUAAAAAGAGAGGACGGACACUUAGGGGUUUAUACAGCUCCGAAGUAUAGAUGGGCCCUUUGGGAUGACUAUUGUUUAUCCCUUGGACAAAAUUCCUUAUAGCCCCUUAAUGACACAACUUCUGGAAUAAAAGGGAAUCGUGACGGAAUAUUUCCGUCAUGUGUCCUUAAGGGGAUAGUCUUUUCUCCUCGUCAGCUCACAUCCCCAUGGAACCUCUGAACAAUGUAUGUGAUAUGUGUGUGUUUGUUAAACAGGGGUAUUGAACGGAGCUAUCCCCUCUUCCCGGGUUAUCCAUUACCUGGCCUUCUGCAUACCUUCUCACUCUUAUUCAUACAGAGCGCCUCUAUCUUCCUUAUAGAAGAUGCUCAUAUUUUAUAGGACACCCCUCCCAGGAUAUGGAGGCAAAUGACGACCAAGAUGUGGCCCUGGAGUAUGCCUCUAAUAUAGGACAAUUGGGAGAUUGGAGAUAAGAGUUGGGUAGAGUACCCCCCGGGUAGAUUGGGGAAUAGCACAGGUUAUUACCUGUAUUUUGGUUUAUUAAUAUAUUAAGAUAUUUUGUACUGUCAGAUCGUUUUGUGUUUUUUGUAACUUGUGCCAAACCAAUACCUAUGUGAAGUGUGUUGUAUGUAAAUUAUUUUUUUAUGCAUUUUGUGAUAAAACUAAAAUAAAUGUAUUUAAAAAAAAAAAAAAAAGAAUGUGACGGCAGAUAAGAACCAUUCAGCCCAUCUAGUCUGCCCAAUUUUCGAAAUCCUUUUAUUAGUCCCUGGCCUUAUCCUAUAGCUAGGAUAGCCUUAUGCUUAAACUCCUUCACUGUGUUAACCUCUACCACUUCAGCUGGAAGGCUAUUUCAUGCGUCCACUACCCUCUCAGUAAAGUAAUACUUCCUGAUAUUAUUUUUAAUCCUUUACCCUUCUAAUUUAAGACUAUGUCCUCUUGUUGUUGUAUUUCUUUUACUUUUAAAUAUAGUCUCCUCCUUUUUUGUGUUGAUUCCCUUUAUGUAUUUAAAUGUUUCUAUCAUAUCCCCCCUGUCUUGUCUUUCCUCCAAGCUAUACAUGUUAAGAUCCUUUAACCUUUCCUGGUAAGUUUUAUCCUGCAAUCCAUGAACCAGUUUAGUAUCCCUUCUCUGAACUCUCUCUAAGGUAUCAAUAUCCUUCUGAAGAUACGGUCUCCAGUACUGUGUACAAUACUCCAAGUGAGGUCUCACCAGUGUUCUGUACAAUGGCAUGAGCACUUCCCUCUUUCUACUGCUAAUACCUCUCCCUAUACAACCAAGCAUUCUGCUAGCAUUUCCUGCUGCUCUAUUACAUUGUCUGCCUACCUUUAAGUCAUCAGAAAUAAUCACCCCUAAAUCCCUUUCCUCAGAUGUUGAGGUUAGGACUGAAUCAAAUAUUCUGUACUCUGCCCUUGGGUUUUUACAUCCAAAAUGUAUUAUCUUGCAUUUAUCCACAUUAAAUGUCAGUUGCCACAACUCUGACCAUUUUUCUAGUUUACCGAAAUCAUUUACCAUUUGGCUUAUCCCUCCUGGAACAUUAACUCUGUUACAUAUUUUUGUAUCAUCAGCAAAAAGACAUACCUUACCAUCAAGACUUUCUGCAAUAUCACUAAUAAAAAUAAUAAUAAAGAUAAUGAGUGCAAGUACAGAUCCCUGAGGUACCCCACUGGUGUCAAGCCCAUGCUUUGAAUAUACUCCAUUGACUACAACCCUCUGUUGCCUGUCACUCAGCCACUGCCUAGCGACUGUUGCCUGUAGUUCCUAUAGACUUUUAAUAGCUACGUGUAAAGGCGUGCACAAUUAGUUUGACAUUCACAUUACUUCUUACUUGUACUUGUAUGUGUCAAAACAGGCAUCUAAACGUAUCCAUCUCUUGCUGACCCGCUUUCUCUCUUCUUCCAGAUUUGAUGUGGAAAAAGAAAUAUCCAAAAUUGAAGUGAACUCAAAAGAAGAAGUGCCAUCAAAAACUGUAAUAAAUAGUUCAACAUCCGAAAUAAAGAAGACCAUAGAUACAGCAGGUUUGUAGACUGUCAUUAAGUGACAAUAUAUUCCACUGUGCUCUACAUAUUCUCCCUAUCUCUCUGUGCACUGUUCUGUAACAUAAAGUUAUUAAAGCGGCUGUUUGGGAUUCACUCUACAGAAGUGACAGAUAACAAUAUACAAUAUACUUCUUACUGAGCUUGUUCCUUCACAAUAAUUCUAGGCACCCUCAUUCCAUUACAAUGUCUGUCAAGGUAUGGCUCUCCUCUGUCCAUUUGAUCUGGAUUUGAUACAUGAGUUUGAACUUACCCUUGGUGUCUGAAAUUUACCCCCCAACUAGUAUUUGGCAUAAUCUUCACACAAGUUUGGUAGUAUGAAUUUUGCUUCACUGCUACUUAGCACUUUUUAAAAUAUACAAUAACUGAAGGUGUCCCUGGGUUUUAUUUUCCCUAUUUUCCUUAUUUACUGUUCUUAAGUGUCAUCACCUGUUUAUUGUUUUGUAAUUUUAUAAAAAACUUUAAAAGAAAGAAUGUUUUAAAAAAUCCGCCUUCUUUUAGAAUAUCUUUAGUGCUAAUCUGAUAAUGUAAUCUAGGUCUAAAUCAAGCACAAAGAAGUUUUAUUGCUAGCCGUGAGAAGGACAAAGGAAAUGAAGCGUUUCGAUCUGAUGACUAUAAGGAGGCUGUAGCUUAUUAUACUAGGUAAGCCGUAUGUGAGAUCUUAAUGUGUCCAUGCUAUACUCUCUAUAUUGCAUGUCAUAGAAACAUAUAAUGUCAUGGCAGAUAAGAACCAUUCGGUCCAUCUAAUCUGCCCAAUUUUCUAAAUACUUUCAUUAGUCCCUGACCUUAUCUUAUAGUUAGGAAAGCCUUAUGCCUAUCCCACACAUGCUUAAACUCCUUUACUGUGUUAACCUCUACCACUUCAGCUGGAAGGCUAUUCCAUGCAUCCACUACCCUCUCAGUAAAGUAAUACUUCCUGAUAUUAUUUUUAAACCUUUGCCCCUCUAAUUUUAAGACUGUCCUCUUGUUGUGGGAGUUUUUCUUCUUUUAAAUAGUCUCCUCCUUUAUUGUGUUGAUUCCCUUUAUGUAUUUAAAUGUUUCUAUCAUAUCCCCCCGUCUCGUCUUUCCUCCAAGCUAUACAUGUUAACAUCAUUUAACCUUUCCUGGUAAGUUUUAUUCUAUGUCUGUGUCAUCACUGUGCUUGCUGUACUUCUCCAGUACUUCUCCAGCAUUGUAAAGUAAUUUGUUAAGACAAAGUGCAUCCGUUAUGGUUAUAAAACUAAACCAUACAUGCUCUUUAUCUGCUGCACUUACUGUAAUGCCCAGUACUCUCAUAUGACCUCUUAUCUUAAUAGGUAAGUAUCACUUUUAGAAAUGUGUAUAUAUGAUACCUUAAAACACUCAGGAAGACGAGGCAGGGUGUGUAAGGAAAAGAUAGUUUGCAGGUUGAAUAAGAACAUUAUUUUUUUAGGGAUUAUUUGCAAAAUGGUGCCCCCCCCCCCCCAUUGGCAGUCAUCAAAUUCCCCCUCCUUUCCUCACCUACAUGUCAAAUUAGCCAUUUGCACAUACAAGCAUGUCUAUAAGCCAUUCAUACACGUGCAAUUAUCUACACAUGUGUAGCUUAACACUUACUUACUUUAUUAGCCACACAAAUACAUUGCUCACAACGGCCUUAUUAGCAGCAUGCACCCUCACAUACAAUGAACAAGGAGGAUGGGGAAGCUCUCUUGUAAUGUAUGCAUGUUUAGAUGAGUGCAGCCCAGUAGGAAACAGGCAGCGAAACUGAAAAUGCCACUCUCUUUUAAAGGCUAACUCCAUCUGUAAGACUCGUCAAGACCAGUAUUUGAGGGUGUUUUAUUGCCUAACUUAUGUCUCACUUAUGUUUGGAGCUAUUCAGUCAAUCAUUUUAGUAUACCAUUGUCCCAUGCUGCCAAGGAAAGUGCCUGUUUUUACAACCACACUUGUAGAGAUAUCCUAAAAACGUACCUCUGGUGCUGCUGGGUUCCACUCUAUCCCUAGUCUUAGUUAAAAUUUGACCAGAUGUUCAAACACAUCGUUGUCCCAGCAAAUCACAGCACUCAUGAGUCCAACUAGAAUUUUUUCUGUGUUUGACUUAUGGAUAGGUAACAUGCCAAAAGGGCCAUUAUAUAUUUGAUGAAGAAGGGAAGAAUCUGCCUUUUUUAUUUUGGGAGUCCCAUGUGCUCUGAAAAUAAGAUGGAUAUGUGGGAAAUAAGAAAAUUUAUUGCAGAAUUUGGAUUAUGGCUGUCCAUGCUACAAAGAACAGUGAAUGACCAAUGUUGAUGAAACUCACCCAGAUCACCCUCCUGCGCCAGCUAUUCCCUUUCCACGUCACCACCACCUCUCUUACAUACCUGGGCAUCAAAAUGUCCCCCCAACCUUGGGAAAAUCUACGACCUCAACUAUAAACCACUAUUAGCAACAGCAUACACCGACCUACAAAGAUGGGCAGAGUUACUACCAUCAAAAUGAACCUACUGCCGAGGUUCCUCUACCUCUUCCAGACACUGCCAAUCCCAAUACAGAAAACCGAUUGUAAACACCUACAAGCAGUCAUAGACAGAUUUGUCUGGAUAGCAAAAAAAACCCGGAUCCGCAGAGCAACUAUGUACAUCCCCAAAACCCAUGGAGGGCUCGGACUACCGAACUUCCAGCAAUACUACCAUGCAGCCCAACUGGCCCAUAUCCAACAAUGGCAGGCCCCACCGGGCGCAAAGAGAUGGGUGGAUCUGGAACACAACGUCAUGGGCUGGGAACAACCAUCAUCGUACAUGUGGGUGCCUCCCAAGCACAGACCGCUACCACCAUCCACCUCACCAGCUAUCACACAUGCGAUAGCCCUCUGGGACAAACUCAAUACCAAGUUUGAACUGUCCUCCUUCCUAUCCCCAGUAACACCAAUACACCGAAAUAAACUCUUCCCGCCAGGAAUGACGGCGAAAUACUUUCACGCAUUCGAUCAGAGAGACAUCUCCCGACUCAUGAAUCUCUACAAACAAGGAGAAAUAUUCCGAUACGCGCACCUCCCUAAGGCAGAAACGCUGACCACAGCAGAUUACUUCCGGUACAUCCAACUACGGGACCUAGCACAAGCAGGAAUGUCACCACCGACAACAUUUGAAAAACAGAGCUUCAACGCACCGCUACGCCAAGGACAAAUAUCCGACAUAUAUAUAACACUAACUACCCACACGUCCCAGAUUAAUCUCACCUACAUAGCAGCUUGGGAAAGAGACAUAGGACCACCGGAAGAACCGAGCGACUGGGCUGAUAUAUGGGAAGCGACAAAAUCCCUCACAAUAUGCGUGACACACAAGGAACAGGCUUACAAAACCCUGUUCCUCUGGUACUUGACACCAAACAGACUCCACAAAAUGGGCCAAAAACCUAACGACCAGUGCUGGAAACAAUGUGUCGAAACGGGCCCCUACCUCCACUGCUGGUGGAACUGCCCCAAACGCAAACCACUCUGGAACAAAGUAGAAGAACUCAAAGAACAAAAACUCGAAAAACCCAUAACAGCACAGCCAUGGACAAUGCUACUCACGAAACCAAUGGACACCCUCAUGAGAAGCGAAAACAAGCUAGUGUCCCGCAUAACCUUGGCAACAAGGCGACCAAUAGCGGAACUGUGGGCAGACCAGCGGAUCCCCAACAUAGCGACCAUCAUUCGCAAAACCAAAGACACAAGACCUAGAAGAACUAAUGGCACAGAUACACGACUCAUACAAAGCGUUUCACCGGACCUGGGAACUUUGGGACGCGAAGUACUAGAACUUCAAUGCCAUCGCCCCCAACACAAACCCCCAAACGGAGACAGAUCCACCAAAAGCACCAACAGGAGGCCCACAUCCCCGCCACGGGAUGGACACAGACCCGCUACUUCACAACCCGGAUACACAAAGAAUCAACAGAAUGGAAACAGAGCACCCGAAGAAAGACCGACCACAAACAACUACAGCAACACUACUACUCAACACCAUUGGAAGCAAUGAGAGGGAUAUUGGUCAUCCAUAAUAUGUUUUCAUGGUAAAACUAAAUACAAAUAAUUGAUCUAAUAAGAUUAAUGAUAUUUUCAGUACGACAAUGUGACCUUCAACGCAGUUAUUCCACUGGAAAGCAUCACUGAGCUGAUACAAGUGGAAAAGUCAGGUGGUUGCAGACUGUAUUACAUAGUAUGUAAUGAGGCAGAGGGUUUUUCAGGUCGACUUUGUACUUAGUCAUUCUCCAAACUCCAAAUUGGAACGCAUUCUGAAUAGAAAAAUUGUAUAUUUGUUAAAUUAGUUAAUAUUGCCAUUCUUAUUUUAAUUUGCUCCAGUUUACAUUUUAGUGUUGGAAGAGUUGUUUAAUCACAACCAGCGUUUUCUUUUGUAGGAGUAUAUCGGUGUUACCCACAGCAGCAGCAUAUAACAACCGAGCCCAAGCAGAGAUUAAACUGAAGAAUUGGCACAAUGCGCUGAGUGACUGUGAAAGAGUUCUGGAUUUAGAGGCAGGCAAUAUGAAAGGUAAGAGGGAAAUUAAUCUGUACAUUUGGCUCAAAUGAUUAUUUCAAAAACUAGAGCAGUGGUUCCCAAACUUUUUAGGUUCAAGGCACCCUUAAUAUUUCAGUAUUUUUCUAGGUUCUAUAUCUGUACAGCGCUGCGGCAUUUACUUGCGCUAUAGUGUAAUUUACAGUGUUGGUAUUUGAAGGGGUGCUUGUAUACAUUUAUUGUGUUUUAUUGCAGGGGUGUGUCUGAAUGUAAUGUUCACUUUUAAAUGCAGAUGUACAUUUGUGUAAAGUAUUUGAGUUUGAAUGCAGGUGUGUGUAUGUAAUAUUUGUGUUAGAUUGCAGGAGUGUACUUGUAUGUUGUGCUGUUGUUUCACUGAUUGGAUGUAUGCACAUACACUACCACAUACAUACAUACAUACAUACAUACUUACACAGAUGCAUAUAAAUACAUCGACACAUACACACAAAUUCAUAUAGACAUCGUCACGUACACACAUGUAGAUACACACCGACACAUACACACACAUAGAUACACACACAAACAUGGAUACAUGCCCACACCAUGACACAGAUACACACACUAACAUAAAAACACACACCCUGACACACAGAAGCACAUACAUAAAUGUGUGCGGACACACAGACACAGAAGCAGACAUAUAUAUAUAUACACACUCACAAACACUAUACACAUACACUCAUACACAUACUCAUGCGCACACACUCAAACACACACAAUCAUACUCACACUAAUCCACACACUCAAGCUCAUACAAACACUCACACACAAGUUAUUUUUUUAUAUUUCCAGCCACCCUCCUGUUAACUUACCUUGUGUGUCCAGGAGGGUGGCUUGGAGUCCUGGUCCUGGUCGUGCUCCUCUCCUGUCACGCUACGGCUGCCUCCUCUCUCUCCAAAGCCAUCUCUCUGCAUGACGCUGGGAGAAAGUCACUUCCUCCCAGCUGGCCCACAUUACAGGGGCCCAGUCGCGGUCUUAAAGCGGUCGACCAGGUCCCUGUUGAGCAGUAAUGUUUCCCCGCUGCUAAAAUCUUAGCAUCAGGGAAACAUUCCGUGGCACCCCUGUGUACACUGAGGCGCUGCAGCACAUAGUUUGUUAACCGCUGGUGUAGAGUGUACAAUGUUGUGUUAUGGUACAAAACUUUUUAGCAAAGUGUUUCUGGUCCCUAAAGAAACUAUUUAAACUCGCACAGGUUAGAUUGAGGUGAAAAAAUUGUAGACAUUACAUGGUUCUGUCAUCAGAAACCUUACCUGCAUGUUUUGCCACUGUCACAUGUGAGAUUUUGCUCAACUCGUUCCCUAUGUAAUUUUUUGAUGUGUACUGCAAACUGUUACAUAUAUUUGAGGCUACAUUUUACCAACAGGUUUCCAACAAUCUGGAUUAUGUUUUGCAGAGUUCUGCUACUAACAUCUGCCCCUACAGAUAUUGUCACCUAUUAGUGACUCAUAUAUAAAGUCUUAAAUAUUAAGAAACAUACAUAAUGGUGAACUGUGUAUUUGGGAAACUAAUGCCACUGAAGAGGCUGUGGAGACCUCUUAAUAAACCACGACACAUGCAGGUUGAGUGAUUUAUAAAUGUCUCCAGAACACAGAGAUAGCCUCUUUAUUCCACUAAUACGUUCUUCGUGAUUGUUUUGUUUUUUUAAAUAUUGUGUGACAUAUUUAUAUUCGGGUUCAUGGUAAUGUAAGUGUUGAGAUUGUGUAAGAGUUAAAGUCAAAAGAUUUGUUAUAUGAUUUUCACAAAUCUGCAUUUUUUUGUGUUAUCAUAGUGAAUUUGCACAAUAUUCAAGGUACAUAAAGGCUUAAUUUGUAUUUGCUGUGCAGAAUCAAUAUUAAUUGUAAUGGGGAAGGGAGACCAAAUUUAAAUUGCAAGCUGUGUGUGGAUCUCACUAAAAUCUAUUGUAUUGCCACUUAUAAAGUCUUUAUUUUUUUUUGCUCUUCCCUAUUAAGAUAAGUGUGCGAUAUGUUUCUUAUUUUAGCUCUCUUACGGCGUGCUACAGUCUACAAAAACCUCUGUAACUACCAUUCUGCGGCUUGUGAUCUGAAGGCGAUCUUACAGCAGGACCCGGACAAUUGUACUGCUAAGGUAUUAUAUAUGUUUAUAUAGAUUUAUGUGUAGUGUCAAACAUUUACAGAUAAUUAAAUGUAAAUAUAAUAAAGUAAAAUUUGUCUUUGGAGUCGUGAACACCGUAAAAACACGACUCACUGUGACCUGUGAGUAUGUUAACAGGGUUGUGUGCUCUUUAAUUUUUUUCCUGGAAUAAAUAUUAUACGUUUUAGUAAAGAAUAUUAUUAACUUACCUACUAACUACAUAUGUUGCACCCUCAGGCCACCACACACUAAGCGACUAUGUUACCAUCUGAGGUCUUUGCAAAAUAUGCAAAGACCAUAGAAGGUGACAGAGCCACUUUAAGGUGACUACAAUAAACAUGCCUAGUGAAUCCAGAAAAUAUAUGAAGCUUUAAGGUUAAGGGAUAACAGGAUAAAUGUACCAAAUUGUUGCAUUUUUUUGACAAAUGACAGUUUGUGUAAAUUUAUCCCCCUGUGGCAGUGCAGCCUGAUCUCGCCGUGGAGACAGAUUUAAGAAUUUACCUUUUGUGGAGGUUUUUUUCAUGUUCUGUUUGUCACAGACAGGACUUUCUGCUAUGCCUUGACAGUGGUGAGAGAGUAGGUUGAAGGGAUUAAAGGGACAUUUCACUGCCCAAAAAUAAAUAUAUAUUUAUAUCAUCGUUUAGUAGACAUAUAUUACCAAUGAAGACAUGCAUACAUUUAAUAAAACAUUUUCUCAUUGGGCGUAUAUCUAAACCAGCUAGCAAAACAUUCAGUUCUUUCGUCUACAGCCUUUUCAAGCUCUCCCCUUCUAACCCUGCCAAGAAUAUCUGUGGCUGUCCGAUCAGACUUCCCAAUGCAAAGUCUUUGCAAGGAGGUGCUCUGGGUAAUUGCUGUCUAUUGAGCUUGGCUCCACUGAGCUAAACAAAAAAGGAAGUAACCAGACCAGUUGUAUGAUUGACAGCCAGGGGGUGUAACAAGGUUUAUUUGUAAAAGUGCCAAUUUCUGUUAAAAUCUGCAUUUUGUAAAUUUAAUUAAAAACAAACCAUAGAACAUACUCUUCACACGUAGAGCAUUUCAGUAAGCUAAAGUGCUUUAGGGGUCUGGAGUGUCCCUUUCAUAAUACUGAGCCUCUGCUUUUACAAUUGUACUACUACUACUCAACUCCUCUUCCUGAGCAUAACGUUACACCCAAUUAACCCCCAAAGUCUACAUACACCAAUAAAGCUAAUCACCAAACCUUGUAUGCCAGUACCAAUACCCAAACUUUGCUAAAAAAAUGUACAUUCUGAAGUAAUUGUUAAUUCACUAGAUCCCAAACAUAUCUUAAUAUUUUAAUUAAAGUAAAUCACUACGCAUAAACACUUUGCAUAAAAGAGAAAUAUAAUGAUUUGAGUGAUGAUGCUUUCGGUGACAAUGCCCUUUUAGUGAGAGACGCAAUAUUCCUUACUCAGCUCUUCAUUAGAAAUCCUCACGCCAGACUGGAGGAGGUAACAUUACCAUUGCUACUUGUUAAUGGGGAGCACAUCAUAGCAGCCCAUCCCAUCAUUUUGUUUGAGCUUUUGAGGAAGCAUUAAAGAACCACUUAGAAACUGCUAUGUUUACAUUGAGGGUUAAUCCAGCCUCUAGUGGCUGUCUCCCUUAAAGCCACUAGAGGCGCUUCCGCGAUUCUCACUGUGAAAAUCGCACUUAUUUGACGCUGGACGUCCUCACGAAGUUAAGUGUCAAAAAUUAUCCCCAUAGGAAAGCAUUGAGUAAUGCUUUUACUAUGGGCAGGUUUGAAUGCGCGCACGCCUCUAGCCAAGCAUGCACAUUCGGCUCCAUUCAGAAGCUGACGUCGAUGGAGGAGGAGACGUCACCAGUGCCGAGGGAGCCCGGCUCUGGAUUAAGGUAAGCAAAUAAAUGGUUAACCAUUUAUUUGCUGCUGAAUGGGGCCCUAGUCACCUAAAUGGUGACUAGGGCUCUAUUGCGUUAGGUAUCCCUAACGCUAUAGUGUUCCGUUAACUUGAGCAGCAAUGGGUGGCUGUGAUUGCUGACUGCUUUCAGUACCCAUUGCUGGGAUGAAGGUGGUAGUAUUUCUAGUUGGCCUAUAAACAUUCCUGAUUCUCUAUCACAGGAGGUUAAUAAACCCUAGAGCCUGAUAAUUCGUGUGCUGUAUAUCACAUUCUGUGCUGUGUGUAUGUUACAACAUUUUGUUAAUGCAUUUAUUGUUGCUUUGUGCAAAACCUACCCCUAUUGUAGAAGUUCAAUGCUACAUGUUUAGCUACAGAUUUAAGCGUUCUACAGCAAGUCAUCUAUACAACUCUUUCAACUAAGUUUCUCUUUGUGUUUUUUGGUAGCAAAAAUCUGAAAAAACUAGAACAAGCCCAAUAUGCAUGUUGGUGCUUUAAAAAGUACCACUAAAUAUGAAGGACCUACAAAAGCACAAACAUUUUGGUAGAAUGCCCUUAAUUAUUGUAAAAUGCAUUUCAUGUGCAUACAUUGUCAAUGUAUAAAGGGUAUUCUACCUAAAACAUUUGGCUCUUUUUAUGUCCUUCAAUAAAAUGUUUUGGUGCACCAGCAUUCUUGUUGCACUUGUUUCAUAUUUUUCUCAGUUUUUGCUGUUUAUGUUUAUACCAUUGAUUGAGAGCUAUACUGGUGUAGGAACGUAUAGCUGCACAGAAGUUAAUUUUUACAUGGGUUUUUAGUAUCCUAAUCCUGGCUCUUUUUUUUUUUUUUUUUAAAACAAUAUAUCUAUAUUUGUUUUUUGGCAGAAAGUUCUUAUUGAAGUGGAAAGGCUUAUUGAGAAAGAAACUGUAAGCAAAGGUGUGAGGAUUCACAUUGAGGACAUAGAAGGUUCGGAUGAAGAAAAGCCAGAUGUAUCCAGCUGUAAACAAGGUAAGGAGAAUACAUUUUUUUUGUAUUUUUUUUUAUUAUAUAUGCUUUGACCAUUCUGUUUCCCUGAUGGAAUACUCCGAAACCUUCAUACAUAGCAUUCAUUUAUGGACUAGCUGACCUGGACCUGCUUUGGCCUUGUUUUUUAGUGGUAGUCUAUGUGAUUGAUAUAAAUGAUGUCAUGCAUAUUGUCACUUUACAUCAUGCUCUUGUGUUCAAGCUUUCCAUACUUGGCUGAAAUACAUGCACAUGACCUCAUGCUGGUGUGUUCCAGCUCCAUUCUAGGUAUGUGUGGAAUAAAAUGACCUGUAUGCUGAGAUGGUUGAGCACUUGACUGACAAUUGUCUGUCUUGCCCAACGAUCUGUAGAAUCCAAAAGUAAAGAAAUUGUUGAGCGUAUUUAUAAGUGAUACAAAAUAGUACAGCAAUAUUCCCACCACGUUAUGUUUGUCAAGCUUCAAGGUAGACUUUAUUAGGACUGCUGAACUUUUCUUUAGUUUUAUAUUUUACUGCAUUGAAUAUGUCGCUGGACCAUUAUUCAGGCGUACCUUCUAAGCCUGGGGUGGUCAAACGGCCGAUCACAAUCUACCAGAUGAUCUCAGGCAGGUGACAGGUAGACCUUGUUUGGUAGCAGUGACAAUACUAGGUUCUCAGGCUUGCCCACUGGAAAAUUUCCUUGUGGGUCACAGUAACUAAGGCUUGCUGAGUGAUUCUUCAUUUUAAAGACUUCAUUUAAAAAAAAAAAAUUUAUUCUGUGUGGCAUUCUGGGAGAGAGAACCGGAAAAGUGGAGCCUGGUACACCAUGGUGGAGGAUGGCUGCUCCCAAAUAAGUUUGGACUUGUUGAUACGACAAAUUAUAUAUAUGGAAUGUGUAGUAAUGACAUCCAGACUUAAAGGAAUACAACAGACAUUAAAACCACUUUAGCUUAAUGAAGCAGAUUUAGUGUAUAGAUCAUGCCCAUGCAGUCUUGUGGAUACUGCCUAAAAAGUGCAAAAGGAAAAUAAGACUACUAUACUAAUUUACCCUUUAUUUAAAUAAUUAAAACAUAUAUAAAUAAAACAUACACUGGUACAUUCAUAAACUAAAAAAGUUUGGGGUUGAGAAUUCUCACAGACUAUAGCAAACUCCCAAGGUUUGACGUGCUGCACGGAGACUCCUUUAUCUGUAAGGUAAGACCUUGUAGCUUGAGGUGCAGAGAUAUUUGAAGUUUUAAUCCUGUGUAUGUGGGUAUUUUAGAAUCCUUACGAUAGUAGGGACCAGCGCUCCUCAUAGCUCACUUAGUCCAUACUGGAUUAUUGCAAUCUGUCCACUUCGGCGUCUCUCCGGUUUCGUGCUCUCUAAUGCUGUAUUAUGCUGUGGUAUGGGUACUCGUUUGGUCCAAACUACACAGGGAUCACGGUGUUCAAUCGCUUCUUGCGCUCACUUCCUCAGGGAGUGUGUCUCACUGCUCAAUUAUCUGCCUUUAAAUCUCAUUUGAGUCUGUGUAUGCAGCCUUAGCCACAUCUUCCCUAGCUGUGACUGAAACAAUCAGCAUGAAAAAAUGGUUUCAUUUUCAAUCAUAUGUUAACUUGCUUUGGAAACCUGGGUAUCGUUUGCACUGGGAAAGAACUGUUAGAAGAAAUUUGUGGUUUCCUAUACCGACUGCUAUUAUUUAUUUAUUUUUGUGUCAAAUAAAUCUACUUGCCAAUAUUGCGACUCAUCAAUAAUUUGCCAUUUGGAGGUUCAUACCAUAGCAUCAUAUUGAGUUGGAUAUUGGGGCGCGUAUAGCCUGAGCAGUCUCCACCUGCUGUUGAUUUGUUUGUGGUUCAUUCUAUUUAUAUAUUGCUUUUAAAUACAUUUACAGUAUUACACUAUAGCUUUUUGUUCCUUUUUUACUUUCAUAUCAUUUGAAUGGACACACAAUAUAACGUGACUGUCUAAUGUGCACAGUGCACCUUUGUAUACUUUUGUUAUUGUAUAUCUGUACACACAGCACAUUGAUUAAGAUACGUUUUAUUUCAAUAAUAUUUACAGUGCACCUUUGUUACAAACCACAUUAUUAUAUUUAAUUAUAAAAAUAAUUAUAAAUUAUUAAAAAUAAUCUUGCACUCCCUUCACCAAUGAUUUCCUCAGCCCGGUGCUCGUCAGGCAAAACAAAAUACAAGUAAAAAGAUGAUAGCAUUCUCAGGACUUUUGAAAAAAAUAAAACUUAAGUUUUAUUACCUUACAUCAAACAAAGUCAAUAUGUCGAUGUUUCUGUAUUGUAUCCCCACACUUUCAUCAGGGUCCUGAAUAACUACGUGUGUGUGUACAUACACAUAAGGAGAAAGAUCAUGCAAACAUGGGUCCAAAAAAGUAGAUCCUGUGUCAUUAAUGUUUAGUCACUCCUGCUCUAAGUAUUAAACUGUUAUGUAUCCAGAGAGCAAUGCAGGCUUUAUUUUGUUAACAGCUCUUUGUUUAUUCCUAAAUCUUGAAUUAAACACAGAUUCAACACCAAAACCUGAAUUGUAGUGUGUUGAAAACCACAUUACAAAAAUAGCCUAAAUUGGAGAAUUUCCAGAUCGGCUAUUAUGGCUUAGGUUCUGCAGUUUGAUGUCCGAUUCACUUACACUCCGUGUUUAGUGCUUAAGAUACGUUUUAUUUCAACUCCUCCUUGGCUUGCGGACAUAUCCCAUAGUUUGUGAACUAAAAGCAGAUUGGACAUUAGUGAUUCAUUAGUGCGCAGAGCAACAUGGGACAUAGCAAGGCCAUAUUAUUUAUGCUAUAUGAUUUGCCAGGUUUGAGAAGAUAAAUAACACUUGUUUCUCAUAAACUCUGUUCAUGUUUAUCAUAUCUGUGAUACUAACCGUUUUAGAACUACUAUUAUGACAUUUUCUUCAUGUGUGACCACAUAACACUGUUGAAUACAAUCAAAGCCCUUUCUGACUGCAUUUUGGUUUAUUUUCCAAGUCAUGUACCUGUAACGAUACUUACCCUAUCAAAGCUACCGGUUCUGUACUCCUCAUGUGUUGCUGUUUUUGCCCGGCCUUCUUCCUUCCAAUGUUAUGGAAACUGCCUGCUACACGGGCACGUCCUUAAGUGCCAUCAAUGAGCGCAACAUAACCUCCGGUUCUGCUAUGGUCACUUCACCCAGGCGACCUCUUUCCACCCUUUUUUGGAGUCGUAGGGUUGACAUGAACCAAUCAGAUCCUCGUUAACACCAUUAAAACCUGUGUUGUUCUUAAUUCUGUGCCCUACCGUGGUUUCUAUCUUAUUUUCCUCAUUUGUGCGUUCCUUAGCAAUUCUUGGGUAUUUCCUGGUUUGACCUUUGCUAUUUGGCUAGUUUAUUGGAUUUCUGAGUACCACUGUAUCCCUGACCCUGCUUAUUCUAUGUUUCGCGGUUUUCUGUGUAUCUGACUCGGCUAGUACCUCCUUUUAUCUGUUAUCCUGACCUUGGCUAAUAUUCUGACUAUGUUUUCCUUUAUUUAUACAUUAAACCGUGACAACAUCUUUCUCUUUCUUUUCUAUUGGGUUCCAACUUCCUGCGUGUGUUGGUAUGUAUAUCGUGACAGUACUAUGAUGUAAGCUAAUUAUCCAUUUGCUCCAUUUGCAAGAGGUCUCCAAUAAAAGUCUCCUUAUUGCUAUUUCAGUCAACAUCCACUGUUUGUAUUCACAAUCACAUCCAACAAUAAAUUAUUCUAAAAAGGCGUACAAAACCUGUACAUAUCUGUGUAUUGAAAUAUAGAUAGACUGUAAUAUAAAUUUUAAUAUUGUAAUAUAAUAUCUAAUUGUUUGAUCUGCUUUUGUUUUAGAACCCCAUAACUGUUCUGCAUUGUGGGUAAUGUCACACUGUGAAUUAAAAACUGUAAUUCAUGCGUGAUUAACACUAUUAAGUGUGGGGCCUUAUCUCAUGGCAGUAAUGGUCCAUUCACGUCCUGACCGACCUGAGAAUAGUAAAGAUUUACACUCUUGGGCAGCAGCUGUAGCCACUAAUUCAGUCCUUCGCCUAAAACUGGUUGUGGCGUACCGCCCGGCACCCUGACCGGGUGCCUCCGCCAAUCGAUGCUCCUAGUGCUCACCGAGUACUCCAAGCACUCCACCAGACACCAUCAGCACUGUAGUCCCCACUUCCAGUGUUACAGCUUGGUUGGGGUCUCGCUGUCCUUAACCCACCCUGGACCCAAGACCAGGAUCCAGCUUCCAGUGGGCAGACCUCUCCUGCUUCUGAGAGUGUAGCAGGCUGCUCUUACAAGAGCAAGUGAUUAUAACCUAGAGGAGUAUAGUGAUAUAGCAAUCUCCAGAGCAGAUACAGCUGUUCCCCCACACAUAAGAUGAGACUCUAUGUUGAGGGUAGGCAGGAACUCGUUUAAUGGGAGCCACAACUGGCCUUAUAUGCAGGUCCCAAUGCAAGGGGCACUCCCCUCUGGACCUGAGAGUAAACCACAGCAGAAAUAAAUACGCAAUUAUAUUGGCUCUCAGAUCAAGGACACUACCAUACAUAAGAUAAUCCCUUCUCUGUGCCUGUUAGAUAAUUGGAUCAGGAACUGUACUCAUCUAAUCCAAUUAUCUCCAAGCACAGAAAAACAUGCAAUACAACAACACCCCAAAAGUACCCCUAAAACACAUGAAACCCCCACAAAGGUCAUAUCCCCAUAUAGCCCAGAUCUGGGGGACCAACAUAUCCAAAAAUCACCCAGAUCGGUUCAGGAUUUCCAUGGAAGUCAUAAUUUUGACCGACCGUACACAUGGUCCUAUUCCCAAAGCAGUUCCAGGGAAUUAGGGCCAAUGGUCUGUCUCUCUUUAUGAAGUACAUAAAUCACAUAAGUUUUUAAAGGGCCCAUAGUCUUUUGGCAGGGGGCUGGCAAGCAGGCCCCUCCAAGAACACGUGGCAGAGGCAUUUCUGCCACACUGCUAUGCUGAGAGAGGAGCUGGGAUGCAAUUCUGUCUCCCAGCUCCGUUCCCACUAUAUCAGUAAGUGGAUGAAAUGGGAAUAUCGCUACACAUAUUAGCUGUGGUCUGGGAGUGUCACAAAAGACCACAGUGUCUUAUGUAUUUUACUUACGCUUGACAACAAGGCAGCGCUAUCGCUGUCAAGUUUUGUUAAGGUCCCAACUAGUGACUGCUGAGGGGUAUAAAGCUUUGUCUAUGGAGGCUCUCGUGGGAUCCUCCAUCGAUAUCCGUGUUGUACUUGCGUACAUGUGUGAGAACACAGCGCUGACGGUGGCCCUUGGCAGAUGGAGCUCUAAGUUGACAGUUUAUGCUGUUCUUGAAGAGACAAAAAGGAAGUGCCUUAGUAAUUUGAGUACACUUUGGAUGAUGUGACAUAUCACCACACAAUGAUAUUUUAAGUAAAUUCUCACUUGAAUAAAUGAAAAAGCCUGCUAUUCUAGGUACUCAUUUUAUUGUUAUGUUUAAUAAGUUCAUGACAUGAUGCUCUGGUUUCCAGUGUUAAUUUCUAUCUUUUACAUUUUUAUACACUUCGAUUUCAGCUCUGCUCUGAAUAAAGUUAGUUUUUUCCCCUUGGUGUGAGGGAGGUAGGGAUGAGAGUAGUUUUAGAAUUCAGUAUAGAUGUUCCAUCUAUCAUUUUGCUACAGACUUUGCAUUUCUUUUAGAAUCCUGUCUCUUUAUUUUUUUGUGACUGUUGUCUUACCAAAUUGUAGUAAAUGGCAAAUUGCUAAAUAGCUGAAUUUUACAAUUUGAAUUUUCAAUUUACUACAAUUUUGUGUUUAUUGAAGAAAUACAAAAAUAAAAAAAUGUUUGUGGCCAAAGCUUGUUGAUUUUUUUUUUUUUUAAUUUUUUUUUAUUUGUUGCAGAUAUUAAGAAUAUUUGUAUUUCCAAACUUUUCUUUUUUCUUUUGUUAACUUAUUUAUGAAUUGUUUGGACUUCACCUCAUUUGUAAUUGAUACGGGUAUAAUUUUAUAAUCAAGUUUUGCCAUUGAAAAUUCCAGAUAAAAAAACACUGAUGAUCUUUGUCCAAUCCAAUCCUUCUCAAAGAGAAUGGUAAACAUCAGACCACCAAUCCAUUGCUUCUCCUAGAUAAGCAUUAACCCUAUCCAGUACCAUUAUAUUGUGUGCUUAUUAUGGUGCCUAAUGUGAAGACCAAAGGUUAAAGAAAAGAGACUGCAUCUACCACGUUAAGCAUGUGGUUUUAGUUCUCAGACUAUCCCUUUAAUUAUUAGGUCAAAGCCGAUGAUUGCCGUAAGGAUGGCAUUUACAAGUACCUCCCACAGACCGUCUCAAGCUUCUCAUUCUGAGACACAUGGAUGAAGAUUAGUAAUGGGCUUUAAUUAGACCAUCAUGUGACUGCAAAAGCUUAGGACAUCAGUUUAACAGCCUUGUCAGGACACUGUGAUCACUGAACUCUGCAUGUGAGCAGUUCCUUGUAUCAUUAAGAAGCAUCUCUUACAAAUAGCCUCGUCUUCUGAAUUCCAGAAUUUACCGUCACUGAAUAUGUUAGGGCAAGUAACAACCAUCAAAACGAAAAUCUGUGUUUCCUCUUCUUUUAUUAUGUUUCUUAAUUUUUUAAAGCAAAUGCUGAAGUUUUGUUUUGUUUACCCAGAAUAUGACUAUUUCCACGUACAUGAGUCUGCAAAAAUAUUAAAAAAGUCUUCUUGCAAUGUUUUCUAAUGGAAACUCCGGGGAACGGUGUGUGACGCCAGGUGGAAAAUAUUAAGACUCCAGCAGCAUCCCUGUUGGACACAGAUCCUUGGAGUCUAAAAAGACUCUAUAAAACUGGUAACGACUAACAUUGGCAUUGUGUAUGUUUGUAAACUGCAUUUCCUUUUACAGUGCUCUGAUAAUAGAAAGCAAUGUGAUGGGGAAAAAAAAUGAAAUAUCCGUGAAUCCUGUCUUUCCUUCCUUUUACAUACUCCUAAGUAAAUAACUAUUUUAUUGUAUAAUGAUGUAUAUGAUCUAUGUCAUUUAGAUGGGCAGAUCAUGUCUUCAAAUCCUGUACUACACAGCAGCAGACAUCACUACAAUAAAAUACAACAAUAAAAGGAAAACGUUGUGAUAUAUAUGAUCUUGUUCAUUCCUAUGGCCCCUAAUAUUGGUGUGGUCCUGGGACAUUUCCUAGCCUGUCUGAAACUAGUAAAAAAUACCAUGUGGCUGCUGCAACUAGACUUGGGCAUUUGUUUUCAGAUGAAUGCAAAUUCGUCCGAAUUUCACGCAAUUCGUGAAUUUGUACAAAACAUAAACAAACUAUUUUCAAUUUGCAUGAAAUGACCAGAAACUGGUGGGUGGAGAUCACGCAUCGGGAGGCGGGGUCUAGGGGGUUGACUGACCGGCAGCCCAAUGUAACCGCGUGAUAGUGGCGUUUUGAGCUGAGCGGACCACAGUGAGAUUUUGCAGCCCACUACAAUAAGCUCUGAGCAGGGAAACAGGAGACUGAAGGACCCCACUUGAAAGGUGAAUAUUGAGAGACGGAGGAGAUAGGAGUUAAUAAAAUCAGAGAUAAAACUCUGCAGCAUUGGAAGCUACAUCGCUGUGAAAAAUGGUCUGACGACUACAAAAUAAAAGCAAGUACAAUUAUUAAGCCCACGACUAUAUAAUAAGGUGUUAAUAUGGGCAUAAAAAAACUCAUCUUUUAUAAAUCUGCAUGUAAAUUCAAACAAUGUUUCCCAAUUUUUCCUGAAUGUUCUGGCGGGAAAAUAAAGUGGCUGACAAAUUGAUUAAACCGUAAAAACCGUGAUAAAGCCUGUGAGAGAGAGCAAAAUAAAGGAAUACAAAAGAAAAUAGGCAUCUAGACUGAGCAGUGAAACAAAUAGCUACUGCAAAGAUGCCAAAGAAAAAAUAACAUAAAAAGGACAACAAACAAGAUAAAGGAGUAUCAUCUUUUUUUUCUCUCCCCAAAAUAAACAAGGAGCAGACAACCUGUUAUUAGAAGAAUCCUUAAUGGAGGACAGGAGAAACUCUACGUCUAAUCUACAAGAAUUCAUCAAUGCCAAUUUGGAAAACCAAAAUUUAAAAGGGAGAUCAAUAAUAGCACAUCUCAACUAAAACAACAAAUAGAGGAAAUUGGGAUAAAUAUAGCCGAGAUGGAAGAAAAAUAUGAAAAAUUUGAAUUUCAGUAUAAGAUGGUUACAGAGGCGCAAGAAAAAAUGAAAAUGGAUAUGAAUGCCUUGGAACAGAAAAUAACCUUAAUGGAAGAUAGACAAUGAAUAACAUCAGAAUAAAAAAUCCAUUACUCAUGACAACAUAAAUUCAUAUCCCUGAAUCCAUUACUCAUGACAACAUAAAUUUUUUUGUUUGAAUUCUUUACUGCGUUAGACCUCAAUCUACAAAAUCAAGAAAAGGUGAUUGAAAAUACAUAUCGUGUAAGGAAAACCGCAAAAUAUUCCAGAAUCAACUCCGAGAGAUAUGGUAGUUUGCCUGUAUUCUUUUCAAAUAAAAUUGCAAAUAAUUCAAGCAAGUAAAGUGAAGAAGAUUACAGAAGAAAGAUUAAAAAAUAUUACAAUAUAUCUAGACCUAUCAUCACACACAAGACUGUGGAGCAAAAACUUUGCUGUAGCCCUGAUACCACUCAAACAACACAAUAUGAGAUAUCAUUGGAGGCCCAUUAAAUCGAUAAUAGUGUUCUGGAAAGACACAAAGAAAAUCUUCUCCGUUCCAAAUGAACUGGAGGAAUGGAGAAAGGAACAAAGGCAAUCCAAGAGCUGCGCUGGCACCUGAGAACAUAGCAAAUUUUACUAAACUUGAACACACUACCUAACCCACUGUAAUUAUUCAGCAUUAACUAACAACACUAGCAUAACCAUGUACCAAACCGGUAGCAAAGCACAACUUUUUCAUAUUCUAGAGGGCUAUGUGUAACAACGUUGAAAUGAACCAUAACUCAACCUACCUAACCCACCAUAGCAGCUUCAGACUUAGCUUGUUCCUAUACUCAUGUAUAAACUCAUAAAACGUGCAACGUUAAUAAGCCAUACAACUGUUUUUCUAUGUCUAUGUCUAGCCUGCACCGGCUGUUGUGGCUAUGCAAGCAUACAUGUAUACUAUAUGCACUACUAAAAUAAAGAAUUUAAAAAAAAUAAAUAAAAAAAAUCUACCGAAUGAGAGGAUGGCGAGGGAGAUAUAUGGAGAAUAACGAUAAAAUACUUUUUUUUUUUUUUUUUUACAUAUAUAAAAGUAUGGAUAUGGUGAGUGGAAACUUGAAAUACACGAGUUAGGUAUUAGAAAUUAAAAGAAUAACACAAGCAGAAAGAAUAGUUAUAAAGAGGAAAAUUAAAACAGCUCUUUUUUAAUUUUUUUUUAGAGAUAUGAAUCCCUGAAAGAAAAUAACAUUCCUAAUGUAUAGGGUUAUGUGAGAUAAGAAAAUAAAAGCACUUUAAGUUUAGGACAAAUUUUUUAAGAAGACAGGGUUGAAAUAAAUGGGGGAAUAUUCCACACAAACUAAAAGAUAGUAUGCAAUAUUACACUUGGGUUGGCCGAAUAUAGUAGCAUCUCAAUGUUAUCUGGCUACACACGGUUUUAUGGCUGUUAAGGUUAUGACCUGUAGAAAUGAACUAUACGCAAUGGGUAAGACAACUAAUGUUCCAAUCAGGGCCGGACUGGGAUAAAAAUUCGGCCCGGGCAUUUUUUUAUCACAGCGGCCCAUUAAGAAGGGGGCGGGGCAGAGAGGGUGUGUUUUGUCAUCACUCAUGACAACACGCGCCCUCUCAAAGUGAGCAUGUUGGUUCAAUGCUCUUCCAGGGCAGACCAUGCACAGAGCUCUGCUGAAGAGCUCUAGCAUGAGAAAAAAGCCCUGUAUUUGUUCUGCACAGUGCAAGCAAAUUUAAUAACAUGCUUGCACUGUGUUUCCUUGCAACUUGUCUCUGGUGUCUCUAUAAAUGGAUACCAGGAGACAAAAGGCCAGGAAAAGAGUAUUGUGCAUGUGUUUGGAGCCUGCUUGUGGUAUUGCAUGUGUGUAGAGUGAGCUGGUCGUGGUGUGGUAUUGUGUAAUAAGGUCGGUUUUAGUCGUGUUGUGUUUGUGGUGUAAUGUAAUGCAUAUGUGGCUAGGGGCUGUAGAGAAUGUGUCUAUAGGGGAUGUAGCAAGUGUGUGUAUACAGGCUAUAGUGUGUGUGUGUGUGUGUAUAUACAGGCUAUAGUGUGUGUGUGUGUGUGUGUGUGUGUCAGGGAAUGUAUGGGUUUGCUUACAAUGAAUCUAGUGUGCGUAUAGGGGAUCCAGAGUGUGUGUGUGUGUGUGUGUGUGUGUGAAGGACCCAGACUACGUAUAGGAGAUCUAGUGAGCGUGCGUAUAUAACGGAUUCAGAGUGUAUAUAGGGAUCUAGUGUGUGUAGAUGAUUCAGAGUUGGGUAGAGGAUCUAGUGUGUGUCUGGAAUGAAAUGUGUUUAGGGGUGCUGUGUGUGUGUGAGGGGUGCUGUGUGUGUAUAUAUAUAUAUAUAUAAUAUAAAUAUGUUUGGAAGUAUUGUGUAUGUGUGUGAUGCAGUGUAUCGGGGGGUUGUGUGUGUAUGUGAGGGGUGCAGUAUGAGUGCUGAGCGUAAUAGUGCUGUGUAUGAUGUGUGUGAGUGCUGUGUAUGAUGUGUGUGAGUGCUGAGUGUAAUAGUGCUGUGUAUGAUGUGUGUGAGUGCUGAGCGUAAUAGUGCUGUGUAUGAUGUGUGUGAGUGCUGUGUAUGAUGUGUGUGAGUGCUGAGUGUAAUAGUGCUGUGUAUGAUGUGUGUGAGUGCUGUAUGAUGUGUGUGAGUGCUGAGUGUGUGCUGUGUAUGAUGUGUGUGAGUGCUGAGUGUAAUAGUGCUGUGUAUGAUGUGUGUGAGUGCUGUGUAUGAUGUGUGUGAGUGCUGAGUGUAAUAGUGCUGUGUAUGAUGUGUGUGAAUGCUGAGUGUGCUGAGUGUGAGAGUGCUGUGUAUAAAUGUUGUGUGUUAGGGGGUAAAUAAACAAAUAAAAACCUAAGUGGGACUAAAUAUACAAAUAAAAAAAAAAUAAGGGGGGUAAAUAAACAAAAACACUAAUCAUGCAUUAUUCCCCCUCCCCUUACCUGUAGCCUGGGAGGAGGAGGGGUCCGGCACGCUGGUGAGUGGGGGGGACCAGCACUCACACACGAUCCCAGGUGGUCCAAUGGUGACUCUCGCGAGAUCGGGGCAUUGCCAUGGCAACGCUCCCGAUCUCGCGAGAGGAACCCGGCUGAGUUACAAGAUAGAGCUCCGCCGGGUCCUCUCCCUCUCUCCCCAGCCGCAGGUCUGUUUAAAUGGGCCGGUGAGGGAGAGCUUUGAUCUCCCCACCGGCCCUCCAUGGAAGACAGCGGGGCCGGCGCUCGCAUAGUGCCGGCCCUGCAUAGACCGGCAGGGGAUGUCCUGGGACCUCCCCUGCCGGCCUCGGCCCAUGGCCACCGCGGCCCACCGGGCAUUUGCCCGGUGUUCCCGAUGGCCAGUCCGGGCCUGGUUCCAAUUAAAGAUGGAACAUGGCAUAAGCUGGAUAAAUAACUCCUCUGCUAAGAACAAACUCUUAAGAGAAGAUUAUCUUUGUAAAAUAUCUGCACUUCUGUAAGAAAAGGGUAAACUAUGCACAUUAGAUUUAUAACUAAGGUACCGUAUCUUAAAUGUUUAAAAACACGAGGAAUAGAUAAAUACUCCUCUCUCCUAGCUCAAUCAGUAUACCUCUGAGGUAGAAUGUAAUAGGUUGGUAAAAGUGUCAUGUAGUUUGUCUUGUUCAAUGUCUUUUGUCAAUAUUGUAUUUUGUCAAUCCAUGUCAAUUUAUUAUGUGAUGAGAAAAUCUAAAUAAAGAAUAUUUAAGAAAAAAAUGACCAGAAACAUGGAUGAAAAUGCAUCUAUGUUCAUUCAUCUAAUUACAAGCAGGUAGCUACCAGGUCGUUCCUUGUAAUUAGAUUAUCUUAAAAUAGAAGCGAUUGGAAGAACCUCCCCCCCCCAAAUGGGUUAAAUUAAUUGUACACCAGGGCAUGGCUUAGCUACUGAAGCGAAUGGACAUUUGAGCACCACUCUCCAUUGGUGUUAGAGCAAUCUGCAUCCUUCCUGAGCAUUAUUCUGCGUUAUGGUGAACAAGAAGAAUAAACAUAACUUAGGGAAUAUGCUUACAACCUCCUUCGGAUCUCACAAAUCCUUUCACUGAUUUUUUUUUUUUCUUUCACGAGGCUGAGGCUUGAGGCAAAUCCAAUAUGGAGUUGGCAAUGAACGUUAGAGAAAGCCCUCCUUUAAGCCCAUCUCCCUCAAACACGUCGGUGGGGGACUUGGAUAUCAGGUCUCUUUUAUUACACUUAACCUCCAAGGCAGAUAUGGCCGUGUUGUUGAAACUAGACGAAAGCUUUGGAGAGAAGCUACAGGCCAUAGGCACUGACGUCCGCUAUCUUGGUCCUUGAGUACAGGAGCUGGAGGAUGAUAAGGAGGCCUCAGCCUCACAGACACAAACAAUUCGAUAUCCUAUUACCCAACAGUUGGCUCUGAUAGCCACUCUACAGAGGAAACUGGACAACAUAGACAACAGAGGUAGGAGAAAUAUUCUCUGUAUUCAUGGAAUUUCUGAACCACGUGGUGAUACCCCUGAAAGCAUACCACUUAUUCUACAAGCUUUAUUUAAUAAAAUUCUCAAUAGACCCAUGGAUAUACCAAUUAAAUUAGACAGAGCUCAUAGGACCCUCAGGCCAAGAUAUUUCUCACACGAGACCCUCUCUUGAAAUUAUCAGUCAUGUUUACCAUUAUUCUCUAAAAGAGGAGAUAUUGUGCAAGUCUCGUACUCUGGAUUCUGUACAAUUUAAAGACCAAUCUGAUCUUCUCCUACAGGAACUUUCACUGUCCACCUUAUUGGCCAUAAGAUCUUUAAAGUUUGUGACAGACGACAAACUGUGUUCCCUGUUUCAGGACCCUAUGUCUUUUCAUGCCCCCUCUUAUAGGAGAAUCUGCAAAAAAGCUCUUCAUAUUCAGUUAAGACCAGAAGACUGCAAAUUCAUAUGUCGCUGUGAUGCAUGCAUCGAUAAGUCUUGGUAUUCAGGAAGUCUUUUAUAAGGUGAUAUAACCCCAUGGUAUAUGGCUCCCUCACUACUUCAUUCAUUUUACCCGUCUGUUAGUGAUCAACGCUGGUGGUCUUGCACUGCCAUUCAACCAUUUUAGAAAGAGAUCAUUAAGGUUAUACAAAGUCAUUGUCACACCUACCAAACCAUCUCACAGUCCCAAGCUAUUUUGGGGUGGUCUAAAAUUUUUCCAGAGCCACAUAAACAGACCCUCUUGUGCUUGCUACUGAGGACAUCUAGUGGGUUAAUUCCCAUACACGGACAAGUAUACCCUCCCUGGAACAGUGGAUAUCAAAAGUGGAAGCACUACACACUUUAGAGGAGUUUCACUAGUGUACUGUCGGUAAAAAAACCGAUUUGGUCCACUUGGUUGGACCACUUUACAACUAUACCAUCACAUUCCUUACUUUGUACUGCUUUGUUAAGUGAUUUCCCAAAUGACAGCCCAUAACACUCAUAACGCUAUUGUAGUUUUGAAUAUCUACACACAUCAAUGAUCACUUACAAUUUCCCAGAUAAUGGACACUUCUUAAUGAAGUUGGACUUGGACUGUACUCUCCUAUAUAUACACACAUGAUUGUAUAACAAGGACCAUACGUUUUCUGUUAAAUGUAUUCCCAUACAAAGGCAUUAUUCUGUUUCAUAUAUGCAACGUGACAUGUCGCAUGCAUCUCCCCUCACAGGGGUCUUAUUAUUUUUUUAUUAUUUAUAUAGCGCCAUCAGAUUCCGUAGCACUGUACAAAGGGUAUAAUGCUUCUCCUUUUAUGUUUAUAGGGGAGAACACUGUCUGAAAAUGUUUAAAGGAACACUUCGAGCGUCAUAAAUACUGUAGUAGUUUACUAAGGGUUUGACUUCUUGUCUUGAGUCCAUUGGGUGCUGGUCAAUGUCUCUUCAAGAGGGAAUUGGAACUCUCAGAACUUGCAUUGCUCAACAGUGGUGCGGUCGAGACCAAAAUGUAUACAUAAUACAGAUUAAGGAACAACGCACACACAAAAAUACAGUUUAAAUUUUUACUAAGCUACUUAAAGGAUCACUAUAGUGUCAGGAAAACUAAGCGUUUUUUCUUUUCAAUGCUUUCCUAUGGACACUCUGCGUGAUGGAGGCAUUAAACUGCUAUGUUUGCAUCUGCAGGGUUAAAACCUGAGGGACCUCUAGUGGCUGUCCGGAAGAAACUGCUAUGUUUGCAGCUGCAGGGCUAAAACCUGAGGGACCUCUCACCCAGACCACUUCAUUGAGCUGAAGUGGUCUGGGUGACUAUAGUGUCCCUUUAAAAUCACCUCUCAGCAAACAAAUAUUGGGAUUCGUUUCCACCAUAUAGUCAUAUUGUGUUAACCCACCCACUACUUUACAGUACCCCAAUAUUGGUGGGUCCUACACUAAUUCCAACGUGGGAGACAGAUUUAAUAGUGCCAGUGCUAAAUUAAAUAAAGGGUAUUUUGCAAAUAUUUUGAAAAACAUCUUCAUGUAAAAAUGUUCAUGUUCACCAACUGACUGAUUAUUCUGACGCAAUCACUCUGAAUAUUGCUACAAACAUAGGAUAUGUGAGUAAUCUAUUACAUAAUGUACUUACUGUGAGUUGGUUUCUGUUUCCUAAUGAGUUACCACAUAGUUCAUCUGAGAUCCACAUACAAAAUUUUGCAAUUCUAAAAUUUGCAACCUUUUAUCUCUAACAAAAUUUUAAGAUUCCUUUCUUACUUUAGUAAAAAUUGCCAUAUAACAAUUUUGCGAUUUUCAGAUUUAAAGGGAUACCAAUGGUAGUCAUCAGAACAACUAAAGCUUAAAGGACCACUCCACACCAGUAUAACACUUCUAAUUUAACCCCAGUUUAUAAAAGUGCUGAUUUCUAUUUCACUCAAACAGCCAGGAAAGUUUGCAGUCUCCUUCCAUUAGCUCCCCUGAGCUAACAGAAGUGGCAGGCAUGCUCUACUUGAGCACAUCUGCCUCCUCCCCACAGACCUUAGACCAGCUCCAGCAGACCUCCGUGCACAAGGUCACCAAUUCAGAGACUUCUCAAUGAGAAGCCUCUGGGUAUUUCCAUGUGACGAGGGGCGGAGCUUUAGUGCCAGGAGUAUAGCUUUGUACUUAUAGUAUCCUUUAAGGAUGCAGUUAUUAUGAUCUGCAGCCUUUUCAAGCUCUUUUAAGAUAUAUCUUCAUUGAAUAUAUACAUAAAAAAAAUCUAUGCAUAAAUUCAUUGGGGUAUAUCUACUAAACAUUGAUUUUCUUGUUUAUUGCCUAUUUGAGUGUCCAUUUAAUGCAGUAGUUCUGAUGUUUAUUGCCAGUUCCUGCAGGCUUUUUAGGAGAAGAGUCAAUGUUUGAAUAACUGCCACUAGAGAUGUUCCUAGGCAGUGAUAUACACGGCCACUAAAGGUGCUUCCUGUGUCAGUGCUGCAUGGAGAUGCCGGACGUUCAUUGUAGAGUUGUAAUUCUGGAAAAUCUGUUAAAUCUGUAGAUACUCAGAGACAGCCAGGUAUCUGUUAAUCACUGAAUUAAAGAUGGCAUCUGAUGUAUCUGGGACACUCGGCAGGGUAAAUGGCAGUCUGUUCUACAGUCAGAAUUUGUCAAAAUUACUCAAUGUAUGAAUAUAGAUAUACAGGCAUACGUAACAGCUUGAUAGAAUAUACCUCCACUAUGGAACAACAUUCUUCAAUUUACUGUAGUUAAGCAUCCGCUCCUACCUCAGCUGGCCCUUAUUUCAAGUAAGGUAAUUCUGUGAUUUUGUUUUGGCCUCAAGAUAACUAGCCUACAUGUAUACGUAUCUUGGUUUGCUUGCUAAUGAAAAGGGGAUUUUCUAUACUAUUUUUGUACAACCUUUGAACCAACCCCUGCCUUUCUUCCACUAAUGUUAUACUAGCAGUGUUGAUUUGUAUCAGGGAGAGCUGGGCAUGUCCACUAUUGAUUGUAUAACUGCAUGUUAAUCCUGCUGGCAAUCUUGUAUCCACGUAGUCAUGUGACAUAUAUGAUGUUAUGUGCAUUCAUUUCUGCCAUGUCAUUUCUAUCAUGCACAAUGUUAAUCAUGCCAAGCCAGUAUAGACUCUGACUGGCAGCUAAUCUCCUUGUCAACAUAGUUUUGUGUUUUGUUUAAGUUGUGGCCACAUUGCUGAGUUUAUUAGGGGCACUCCUACAAAAUGCAUACUUCACGGCUGCAAUCAGUAAAUAUCAUGCAACAAUCUGUAGAUUUUUUUUUAAUCCAGUGCAGCUCCGAAGCAUGUACUUUCUGUGAUCAUCCCUGAUAAAGUCCACAAUUAUAUAUAUAUAUAUAUAUAUAUAGACACACACAUGGAGGCCCAUAAGGAGAGAGAGAGGUUGUGCCAAAUGUCCGCUAUACCUUAGUUGCACUUUGUUAGGCCAUGCAGCACAGUAACCAAUGCAUUGUGGGUCAGGGGCCUAAAGAUUAUGAUGUAGUUGUUUCAAACAGUGAGAAUGCAUUGAAAUGGAAUAGGGACUUUACUUAGGGUCCAGACCCACAUGUUAAAAGGGCUUUGCAACAACAUAACGACUACAACUCAUUUUCGUGGUUCUCCUGCAUGAAUCCCCUGGAGACACCUCUCACUUACAUAUCAAACUGUUUUAAGAAUGGUUUGACACAACUAAACCCCUCUCAGCUCCAUUGAUAAUGUGGAAUUAACACUUCUGCAUUAUUAAUCAAUUUUGUUCCACCUGGUCGACUACAAUUGGCUAAGAGUACUGGGUUAAUACAACUCCACCAGUCGAAGACAAGCCAAUCAAUGCUACCAAUGCUAGUGCGGCAGUAUGUAUUCCACAUUCUCAAUGCAGCCUUAAUGGGGGCAAUCACUGGGCACUCAAAUUAGCCUCAUUUUAUUUCAAGGUGUACUUACAAGGUUUGACAGUGAUGACAGUGCAUUGGCCCUCUAUGCAACAAGCUCUAUUAUUCGUAAUAGAUUAUAUUUCCUACCUGUUCUAUGUUAAAUUUAAAUAUUGUGUAUUAUUGUUUUUGUAUUUUAUUGUACUCUAAUGUAUCAAUGCAAUGUUUUGGACAUACUUGAAUACGAGAGAAAUCUCAAUGUAUCCUUCCUGGUAAAAUAUAUAUUUUUUUUAAUAAAUAAAAUAAAGCACCAACAAAUUCCAUAGCACUGUACAUUGGGUAGUGCUUAUGGUUCUUAGAACACCCCUUUAGGAACCACCUAGAAUGUAGUCCUAGUAACCAGAUGCAAAUAAAAAUAAAGUGUGUUUAAGAAAAAUUACAAAAAUAGUAUCUAGACUAUUUUAUUUAUUUAUUUGCAUUAACCUCCAAAAAUAAAUAUAAAUAAUAUUAAUGCACUACUAUGGGAAAAAAAUGAAUUCUAAUCCCGUUCAGUACAUUGCAUGUGCUAGAAUGCAUAGCGUGAGCUGGCUCAUUUGUAUUAUCAAUAAAAUACAAAAAUCUAAUUGCAGAAUUUAGGCUAAAAUAGCCAGUCUGUGUCUAAAACUGUGUUGGGAUUCUAAUCAUCUGUUUUGAUCUAAAUUUUGCAAUUUACAGUUCAGUUCACUACAAUUCGGGUUGGGGAAUAAACCCCUAGGCGUAUUCGCUAAACUUCUAAUUCUAGCGAAUUUACACUCAAAUGGAAAAAUGUAGGCUAAAAUAUUAGAUCUGAAAAAAAUUCUCCAACUCCACUAUAGUCCAAGCUUGUGUAGUUUAGGUUAACGUUUGACACUGAUACUAAAGUGUACUAUGGUCCUCUCCAUUGCAUUGUCUGUGUAAUGGAUUUUUGAUGUAUCUCAAUGGUAAUAAUUAAACAGAACUCUGGGACAUUGUUCUAAUUGUAGCGCAGUCUCCAUGGAAACCAAAGGAAUGCCCCUGCUGAUUGUUCCUCUUUGCCCAGAACCAGUAAAUAAACUCCCCCAGUGUAUUAUUCCCCUUUAAACACAUGCCAUCUGUUCCUGCAAGAUUCAGCCUGGAAGGAGUUAGCUACAAAGAAGGAGCUGAUAUUUUGAUCCUCACUCCAGCAGGGGCCAGCCCACUGUCUUAUAAUGGAAACAGUUUGAAUUGAUGCAUUUACUGUGCUCUGUGCCAUGGGUGAUUAUAUCUUAAUGGAGCUUCUUACAAAUGUCACUGUUCCUGUUUAUAAUAUGUCUUUCAUAGCUGUUAACAUGUGACAAUGACACGGUCACUCCCCCCUCCUGUGCUCUGCAGUAGUUUGUUCCUGUGAUGUAGACUGUAAGCUUGUACUUCCUUGUAGAAGCCGGUGUGACAGUGGGAGGAGGAGAGGCUGGGGAGCACACUGACAUGGGGAAUGCACAGAAAAAGUCGUCUCCUAAGAGAAACAAUCAGAGGGACAGUGACGGCCAGAUCCCCAAACAGAGCAAGGAAAGCGCUCAGAAUGGAGUGAAGAAAGAUCUUGGCAAUGGCCAGACAGCCAGGAAUCUUUGCAGAGAGAAUGGAAACCAGGAAGGAGCCUCUGAGAAGGCGAACGGACACCAGGAUCCAAAUCAGAAUACAAAGCAACCAUCGCAGCCCGUGGCUCCUGCAGCUAGACUAAAAGGAGAAGGGAAUCAGCUCUUUAAGAACGGCCAGUUUGGAGAGGCUGCCAUCAAAUACACAGAGGCUAUUAAUCUUCUCACUGAAGCCGGUAAAUAAUCUGUUUUAUAUUGUCUAUAGUACAGCUGUGUUUGUGAAUGGCCAGUGUGUGUUAUGCUGGUAAAGCCCAUACCAGUUACAAUAAUACAGAAUGGGAGCCAUGUGAUUCCUGGCAUUGUGCUUGUCGUAUCACAUUUGGCAAUAUGGAAAAUUAGUCAUUGCUGUUUUUUCUCUUUUCCUCUUCCCUCUAGCCUUCGUGUGAUAGUGAUUAAGCAAGCAUGGCUUGCACACAAGAUACUGCAGUGCUCAAUGUGCUGCAGUGCUGUCUCAGUCUGUAUGUGGUACUGACUGGCUAAUUCUAAUACAUCUCUAACCUUGCAGGAUCAGAGAAUGCAGAGGAGCUGGGUGUCUUAUAUUCCAACAGGGCAGCAUGUCAGCUGAAAGAAGGGAACUGCAGACAGUGUAUUGAAGAUUGCAACAGGUAUAAUUCUAAUCAUUUUCGGUCCACUGUAACAGGUUAAUGGUGUGUAUGUGACUGAGAACCACACUACUGUAACAAUAAACAAGGUCUUGCUGUAAGGUUAAAGGUCAAUGCAUGUGUCUGAAGAUAGCUAUUCGGGUAUUAAAUGCUGUGUCCAGUUAUUAGACUGUAUUCUCAAUUUAGAAAACCUGUGAUACCUAACCUUUGAACUCCAGAUAUUUGUCACCUACAGGGAGACAGAGGUUUUUAGUUCAAAAGCUUUUGGGAAACAGAAGGCUAUUCCUGAUCUUUGAGACUUCCUGUGUUUUAAUCGAUUAGGCGGGCAAGCUGCUGUCCAAAGUGUAACAUAGGAAGACAGACUGUCAUCCUGAGUGUAUAAGAGAACUUUCAGCCUCUUAGGCUUCUUUGAAGGCUUCUUAUCCAUUGAAUGGACCAUAAACCCUUUUAUGACAUAUUGGGCAAAUCCCAGUAUAGAAUUACUUCCUGCAUUGUCAUGUGACAUUAAAAAGCUUAUGGAAAUUUGUCAUGUGUUGGUAAAGAAGUGAUCUACAACAUAAAUUUCAGGAUAGGCAUAUUUCAACAUGUUAUAGACACACAUAUUGGUACCAACUUUAUCUUAAUGUAUUCCCAAUGUAUUAUAAUCAAAGUUCCAAUUCCUUAUGUCUUUAAUGUCUCUUUAAUGAUCUUUUACAUUGAAAAUUCUAAUCUGCAAAAUGUCUUGCUGAAGUCGGCCAUGAUAAAGCUUCAGUAUUCAUUAGUAUAUCCAUUUACCAUAAAUUGUAUGUGGCCACUAUAUGUCCAAUUAGCAUCAGUCACAGACCAUUUGAUGGAUCCCUGUACAUAUGCUCUCAGCAGACUGUAAGAGAUGUACAAAAAAAAAACAGUCUGCACUUAAUGGAUUUGCUGCUAUUUAUCAUAACAUUUUAACUAUGAAUAUCCAGAAUAUUACUGCCCUGAAAAGACAGCAGGUUCCUAACAUUAAGUAAUACUGUUAUUUUGGGGUUUCCCUCUAAGUGGGAUUAGUGGCCAUUUUAAUAGAAUCAGAGGUUUAAGUCUGUGGUUAGGCAGAGGAUAAUACUGAUGGUAUGUUUAGUAUUGCAUGGUGAUUCUAUGCUUUGUGAUGAGCAUGCAGGAUGACUGUGUUGCUCACAGUUUAAGGUUCUCAUUUCCUCUUUUAAUAGAUAGAAAGAACCCUGUCUAGCUCCCUUGUAAUGUUGUCAUGGCAAAGUGAAGGUUUUCGUGAAUGGUGAUUGGCUGGGAGCUCAGUUAUGCGGUCAUUGCCUGCUCCCAGCCCAAUCACAUUAUACAGAUAAAGCCGUGUUUUACACCUCUUGGCAAUCAACUGAAUUUUAAUUGUAGAAUGUGUCCUGUGUGACACCUGCCAAUGGUCAUUUCAUUGUCCUGAAUAUUUAUAUUCUUUCAUUAGAUCUGUUUUAACAAAUAACCCAUAGAGUCCUAUCAUGGGUUAUCAAUAAUCUACCAGUCCUGGUCACUUUCCAGAUGGUUCAACUGAUAAUAUAUAACACCUUUUGUCAGAUCAUACAGUGCAACUUUAAGGGCAGCUCUGCAUUCCUUCCUAGACACACCCUCUAACCAUAUACCUAGAGAUCGUAAUCUAGAUAUAUUUGUACCUGGGUUUUUAUAAAUUGUUAAGAGCAAAUCCCAAUUGAAAAAAUAUGUAUAACUUGAGAUAUAUAUGUGAGGGCUUUAAACAAAUCACGUGCUACUAAAUACUAAUUAAAAAUAAAAAUUAACAAACUGACAGAACAAAGAGUAAUGUCCUUUAUUGGUAUUCUUCUAACGGGGUGUAGAUCCAUAUAUAACCCAGAGGGUGACUUCCCUUAAAAUCAGCCUGGGAUUUGGGCACAUCUGACAUUCUAAUAUAAAAGCCCUCAUAACAAAAAUAAAUAUAGUUUGUGAAUUUAUUGCUAAUCUGACAAGUAUGUAACCUGAGAUACACACAUACUGCAAUGUUUCCUUAGAUUAGAACAGAAGGAAACCACUUCCUGUAUUCUCAAACUAGAACCAUUUGGUUUCAAAGUUUGGCUCUGCUUGUGAGUGCCCACUUCAGGGGGUAUCUAUCCACUGUCUGGCGUAAUUCAUUUUUUUUUUUUUAAUUGUACCCCGAAAUGGUUAUCUUCUGAAAAUUUGGCAUCUACAGAUAUCCUGAAAGUCGGAAACAACCUUUCCUCCUGCAGCAACACAAGUGUAGAUUUUGCUUGAUUCUUCUCAUUGUUAAAUAUUGACUUUACUGUUAAUUUUUACAAGCCAUAUUCAUAAGCCAUCUUGUGAAUGUCAGAUUAAAGUUGAAGUUCCACUUUAUAUGCUGUUUCCACUCACCGUGGUAAAUGUUGUUGAAUACAAUUGCCCAGAUAUUAUCUAACUAGAUUGUAAAAACAUAUCAUGGGACUGAUAAUUCUUAACAACAUAGAAGCUUCUGCAAUAAAAAAAAAAAAGCCAAAUACAUUCAGGAAACCAUUUUUCCAUGAACUAUACCAAAUUACAGUGUCAUGUACUGUAACCUGUACUUUGUAAACACAUCAGGAAUUGUUUAACCUCCACUGAAACAUAGUUACUUUCUUACCUGGUAUUUAGUCAGUAACAAAGAUCUGUAACUCAAACAACAUUGUACUUUGGAAUGCAGAGACAAAGUUCUUAGUAAGUAAUAAGGGACAUAGUGCACGUUGCCAGUUAGUAGCUGAUUAGGGUAUGUGUGUAAUGAUACCUGCAGGCAUGUUACUGGAUCUCUUACUGUAUGGACUGUGACAAGGUAUUUACACAAGUUGUCAAACCAGUGGGAUUAGUUAAAGGAAUGAUGUAGAAUAGAUACUUUGUGGGUGACAGAGAUGGAUUAUAUAUGACUUUGCAGAUCUCCUAAAGACAGCUUAAUUUAGUAGUUAAAUAGGCACGAUAGCUCGCCCCCAUGCAUUAUGUAGAUAAUACAUAAAAAAAUACCCAAAAAAACAGUCAGGGAACGAUCAAUAUUUACAGAGAAUAUUCAGCAAUUCUAUCACUUCUACUGAGGGUUGCAAAAAUCUCUGUUGAGUGUCUUUACUUGGCAAUGUUUUGACCCAUCAACACUCAGGAGCCUCACAUUCUGUUAUGUGGGUUCGAACAGGAUUUUAUUUUGCCGACCUCACAAAAACAUAUUUGCUAAAUAUAGGGGAUAAGUAAACAAUGUUAAAAUCCAGAGACAUGACAGUACCCCUUUAAAUAGGCACUUGAAGUUGCAGUUGACCCUGAUUUUAGUUAGUUAUUUAGAUAAUGCUUUUAAACAACACGCGUUGUAAGUAAAUAAAAAUAAUGUAGUAGACCUGACAUUGAAAUUCCUGUAUUUUCUGUAAAUCUCUCGAGAUUAGAUCUUAAUGCAGCAAGCUUUGUCCAAACUAGGUAGCGUCAAUCAGCCAAUCGUAGCAUUCUUUUUAUAUUUUAAUGGUAGCUGAACAUAUCUCAAAAGUAGCAUUUUCAAAAAGACAAUCUAUUUCCAUGUGUUUUAUGCAAAAUAUUGCAGCCAAGAAAGUUGGCCAUUUCUAAAGAUUUUCCAAACUUACUCCAAUUUCCAUUUUACUAGCUUAAGAUCCUUUUGUGAUUUAAAGAACUCAUAAGAAAGGAAUGUCCUGGGUUUACUUAAUAUAUUCACAACUAGAUUCAAAGGAACACUCCAAACACCAUAACCACAACAGCCCACUGCCCCAGGAUAAUCUGUAAAACCUUUUUAACACUUACCUGACACUCUCAGCGUCAUAAAUAAAUGCCCAAAUCAGCAUCCAGCUUCUCCAUCGGAUACAGUGAUGGCACUGGCAGAACCCUUGUAGGCGUCACAUUGUGAUAAAUGGUUUAACAGUUUUAUGGUAACACAUGGUUUUACGCUGAGGCAACGCCAGGACAAUUCUGGCACUGUAACCAGUGGGCUGUAGUUGGUAAGGUGCCUGACGUGCUGCUUUAAUUAUUUGGGAGUCUGGCAUGCUCUGUAUUCUAUUGAGAAAAUGUUCUAAGAAUUCUCACAUGUAAUAAAUUUCAAUAUGCUUUUCAUAGGUAUAAACCACAAGAACUGCCUCAAUUCUAGAACAUUAGAGAGCAAUAGUACAGAAUUUUCCACUGUAUGAAAGGGUAUAUUAAUGCCUCAAUAUACAAACAGCGCCCAUAUCCAUACCCGAAUGGAUGUGUAUUUACCGUAUUCUAUACAAAAUUGUGAGCUAUAUUUAUCAAAGGAGAGGGGCUUUUCUGUGUUGGGCUAUAGAAUAGCUUAAUAUACAGUUCUUAUUAUUUACCAAACUAUACGAAUUGUUAAAUAAAUAUGGUAGACGGUAUUCUUCCUGUAAUAGCUCUCACGCAUUGCUGGAUUACUUUAAUGGACCGUCUGUCACUACAAUAAAAACUAUUUAUCCCUUCAAUUAGACAGUUUGUAGAGACUAAUAUAAAAUGCAGCCAUGACUUGAUGGUAUGACAGGUGCACAUUAACACUAAUUCAAGUGAGGUAUUUUCUUUAUCAUACCAAUACUUUCAUCACAGUUAUAUAAAGCGUAGUUCACACCUCACUGAGUCAUUGUCACACUUUGGUCUUGCUAAUGUUAUUCUAAGCCUCAACUUCUCUCCUCUCUCUGACUCCUACACAAUGUAUCUCCAAUCUUCUGUAUACAACUUUAUCUGGGGGAAAUUAUCAUAGUGUUAGGUAGAUUCCUUCACAAACCCAGCUUAACCCCUUAAGGACCAAACUUCUGGAAUAAAAGGGAAUCAUGACAUGUCACGCAUGUCGUGUGUCCUUAAGGGGUUAAACCUGAAGGGCAUGGCAUUAAAUCUAUAUUUGUGAUUCAGGUAACUUGAAUGAUAACUAAACCGCAAUAUUAUUAAUAUAAUAAAAAAUACUAUUACGGUAAGAGUAGUUGGGGAAGGUAUACAGUUUGGGUAAGGGGUAUAUGGGGAUAUUGGUUGUGUGACUGAAAGGGCUUUAGGUUUACAAAUGCAUUUUCCUUGUUGCUAUUUGUCUGUGGAUAAGCAACCUUGCGAACUUAUAUUGAGAUAUGGCUGAUUUUUACACGUAAUCAAAUGGAAAUGCAAAUAUAGCUCAAAUAACUGAAUUUGACUUUUUGAAUAGACAGAUGGGUUUUGCAUAACAAAUCUUUCAGAAACAGACUAAUUAGAAAAACCAGGUAACAUUUGGUUACUGUUUGGUCCUUCGGCUUAGAGAAAUACCCUUGCAGGUUCUGCUAAUUAAUUGUUCUGUACAACAUUCCAUCAGUUAGUUACACUUGCCUGCUGUCCUAGCUCCCCCGAAAUGUGUUUAGUCUAACCUCAAAUUAAACCUGUGCAUAAUCCGGUUUCUGUUUUUAAGUAAAACUGCUUGUUAUUGACAUGUCUGUACAGUGUUAUUUGACCAGUGUUUACUAUCUGAUCAUGCCUGUAUUUCUUGUCUCAGCUGCAAUAUGUCAGUCUAAUAUGAUUGUAGAUUUUUUAGUGUCACAGUUACUAGUCAGUAGUGUAGAAUAGCUUUAACAUAUUAUUCUUACAACAACUGAACACCUCUAUUAAAAAUGAGUAAGCAGCAGGGUGGUUAUUUUAGAUCGUUAUAUAAGCAGAGUUUCUUCUGUCAUGCUAUAAAUGUAUAAAAUAAAAUGAACUGGUAGUUUAGAAUAGAGGUGGCCAAAAAAACAAGGGAAGUUGUUUUAGAACCACAACUACCAUUAAGCUGUGCCAUGCUCAAGGCUGUCAAAUCAUCAUGGUUGAAGUUCUGUAACAGUUGCUGCUACCUUUAAUUCACCCAUGGUUUUGGACAUUGUAUUUGAUUUAAUGUGGCAAAACACACACACAAAAUAAUCCUUCUUCAUUUGUUUUUUUAAAGGGCUCUAGAACUUCAGCCGUUCUCAAUGAAACCGCUCUUACGUCGAGCGAUGGCAAACGAGUCUCUUGAACGAUACAGAGAAGCAUAUGUAGACUAUAAAAUUGUUCUUCAAAUAGACAGUGGAAUGCAAGUGGCAAAUGACAGUAUUAACAGGUGAGUCUCUAAUGUUUGUUACCUUUUUUUUUUUUUUUAAGAGUACAAUGAAUGGGAAACGAUCAAUGCUAUCACUUAAUAUUUCCUUUAGUCUUUGUCUUUUUCAAAUAAAUCAAUCAUAUUAGUUAACAAUCACGAAUUGUCUUAGUAAAACAAAUGUUUUCAGUAUGGAUUUUAAUGCCUGACACCAGUAGGCAUCGAUGGCAAGAAGCCAAAUGGUUGAAUCAUCAUCUAGCCCAAAAAUCUCCCCCUUUCUGUGAUUUGGAUAUCACAUUCUGUCUAAAGAACUCCCAAUCCUGAACUCAUUUUAGGGAUUGCAUUGGGACUAGUGCAGUGCCUGCUUUAUAGAUUUUCCUCUGAUGAGUUGGUUCAGUCUCUGUACCUGUAAUGGAAGAGGAAGCAGUGGGUGAGUACACGGUAUUUCUGAGAAUUCCCCGGCUAAGAACCUAAACGCUGUCACUGAUCACAGGGAUUUGUUUUAUUUAUUUUUACACAGCCUGUGUAAUUUACAAUAUAAAAUUAGAAUCACAGCAGUUAAAGUAUUAGAAUAAUUUAUUUAAAUUUGAAUAGCUUGAAAACCUGUCCUAUUUAAAAACGGUACUGACGCAAUGUAUCAACAUAUGGCACAUUAUACUGACUGCAUGAUAAACACGCACGAUCUGUCUCAUUGUGGAGAGUGACUUCUUACUAAGUAUUUUCUAAGUAAAACACAUGGUCAAAGAGUAAUGUUGAGAGAAAUACAUUCUAUAAAUUCCGUUAUGUCUGCUAAAUAAUCGAUGUUCGUGAAAUAUUCAAAUCUUAGCACCUUAACAUAUAAUUAUUGCAUUUAAUGAGGAUUAAUUCCCACACUUUAUAUGAGAUCUUGCACAGUCCUUUUAGCUUAAAGGUAGAAAUGGUUAACGGGACACUACAGUCACCAGAACAACUAAAGCUUAUUGAAUUUGUUCUGGUGAGUAGAAUCAUUCCCUUCAGGCUCUUUGCAGUAAACACUGUCUUUUCUCAGAGAAAAUGCAGUGUUUACAUUACAGCCUAGUGAUAACUCCACUGGCCACUGCUCAGAUGGCUGCUAGAAGUGCUUCCUGGGGCAGUGGUCAGCACAGUGGUCAGCACUGCCAUUCUGUGUCUCCACCCUCUGCAUGGAGAUACUGAACUUUCCUCAUAAAGAUGCAUUGAUGCAAUGCAUCUCUAUGAGGAUAUUCUGAUUGACAAGGGCUGUGUUUGGCAUUUGCUGGUUCUGCCUCUAAUCUGCCUCCUAUGGGAAAGCAUUGUGAUUGGCUCAGAUCACCACUUCUAAUGAUGUCAGCCAAGCAGGCAGAUCAGGGGCAGAGCCAGCAGCAGAAGACUGUAACACAAGUAAGAUUUUACUAUAUUUAGGGAGGACAAGGAGGGAACCAGGGGGGCUUGAUGGUGUUUUUAACACUAUAGGGUCAGGAAUAUAUGUUUGCAUUCCUGACCUUAUAGUGUUCCUUUAAAACAUGGAUUUUCUUUUUAACAUUUUUUAACUUUGUCUAUUGCAUAGCAGAGACAAUUAUCAGUAAUUAGAAAUUUUUUUGACCAAUAGAGGAAUGUAGGGAGCAAGUUGGAGCAUGAAUAAUUUAGGUUGUCUUGUUAUAGGCAACAUGACUAGGGCUUUGGGUUAAUUAAGGCAGUGGUAAUUUGGGAUAAUAAUAGAAUGUUACACCAGACUUUGAAUCAAGGCUCCCAAUUGUACAUAUUCCUCAAAUAUCUCCGUUGCUGAUCCACAAUCUUGUUGUAUUUUUGGAUGCUUUUUCGCGUGUCUGGGCAUUAUGGGAAAUGUAGUCCACAACAACAAAAGUGCCAUAGGUUAGCUUUAAUAAUUCUAAAGUCAUGUGUGCCUAAAAAGCUCUCUUUUUAUAAAAAUGUCAGUGGUCAUAGUGCAUAAUCAAUAUUUAUAUUACAUGGGAUAAGCAGGUGUGUUUUUUUUCCCCCCAUUUCAUUUAUUCGAUCAAACUACUGCACCAUUCUCUGUAAUUCAUUUUUAUGGUUAUUGAAAUCCCAUGACUAAAGCAAUAAAAUACUAAGUGCUUCAUUAAACUGCAUGUCUAAAUGAUUUAUGAAUGCACACAAACAGAGCUCUGUUCCUGUGCAUUAUUUGCAUGUAAUAAAGGAACAUUUAUAUGUUGGAGAUUCUUCCUGGAGGUUCAGGAAUUGUAUAUAAAACAUUCCAUGACAAGUAAAGUCACGUAUUUAAGUGAUUUCCUUUUAUUGCAAAUUAAAUUCCUCCUCGGGCUGCAGGUGGGAGCAAGACUAUAUAACUGCUUAAAGAUCAUUUAAAACGAUUUAAGAAACUUUUUUUUUUUUUUGCUUCUAUUAAUAGAAAGCUGUGUUGCCUGUUUUCUUAAUAAAUGCCAGGUUAGGUUACCCCUGAAAUUCCAUAUUUUAUAUGAGAAAAUCUUCUGUAAAGCACUUACCAGUAUAUUCUACCAUGAGUUUAAAGUAAGGGUUUGUGAAAAGAAAAAAAGAAGUUAAAACUCACAUGGAAUCAAGCGCAGGGCCAGACCCCGUCCGACAUCCCUCCUACCUUCUCCGUGGUCCAAAUGUCUCUCAUAGAGCAGACUUUCUCUCUCUGUUGAUGACUCUGAAAUCUUGUGGUAAUAUUUAUUUUGUAUCCAUACAUUUGGUACAAGUGUAGUUAAGACAAUUUAGACCGGACCGUUUAUAACCAAUAAAGAGUCAUCCUGCCGUCUAUUCAUGUCUGGUCUAUGUGCAAGACAGUGUGUAAUUGGAGAUGAAAGUCCUGUUUCCCAUUUUCGGAACCCACUCUCUCUCUCUUUCUCUUAUUUGCCUCCUGUCUAACGUCUCAGAACAUCUGCCAUCUCUAUUCUAACCUCAGACCUAGGCCUUGAUUUAAUAAGCUUUCCGAAUGAUUCAGUAGUGUUAGAAAAAAACUUUCAAAACGAUUUAUCUACAAAAAUUCCAUAGACUUCAAAUGUGACUUCUGUAGUUGUUUCUAACUCCAUUGAAUCAUUUGGAAAACUUAUUAAAUUGAGACCAUAACUACAAAUGACAAUCAAAAUAAAUAUUUAUUGAUUAUAUUGUAUAUAUUGUAGAGGUGAUUGAAUAUGACAAUAACAUACCAUUUGUCUUUAAAACAGAAUCACAAGGACAUUAAUUGAUCAAGAUGGGUCCAGCUGGAGAGAAAAACUACCCCCAAUUCCAUCCGUUCCAGGCUCUUUUCAUUUGCAAAGACAAGAAGGCAACAUCACAGCUUCCAAUAGUGUCCAUCCUGUGGAAAAUAAUCAGCCAGGAAAUGUAACGGGUAAUGGCAACCAAUAACAAAAUGGCAUCCUCUGUUUAUUGGGAAUUUCAAAGAUGCUGCAUCACCACUUUUUUUUUUUCCAUUAUUCUUGAUAAACUGCUAACAUGAACAGAAACGAGUCCAGAUGAUCUGACAUUUUUUUUUUUUUCAUAGUACUUUGAAAUAAUUUUCUCAGCAGACUCAUUUUUCACUAGCAUCUUCUUUAAUAAUGAUUUUAGGAACUGAACCAUUGUAGAAUGGACAGAAGGUUUUUUUUUAAGUUACAGAAACUCAAGGGACUAGAUUGGGGAUGGACAAUCUCUGGAUUAAUUACAUGAUGACGGCUAGACUGGUCGUGUUGAUAAAGUUCAUCUAAAUCUAUUUUUAACCUCUUUUAAAAUAACUCUCUACCUUUCAGGAUUAAAUCAUCUACUCUCUAGUAUUCUCCUUGGACAUUUCUCUGUAAAUUUUGUUGCCAGCAUGGCUUUGGACUAGCAUACCAUUGUACAUAACUUGUUUACCAGGUCUAAAGUAAUUAGUAUUUUUUUUUUUUUUUAAAGUUAAAGAACAUCAAAGCUUUUUACCUGUAAAUACAGGUCAUUGCAAAGAAAGCGCAAUUGAAACUGACUGCGAGUUUCACUAAACUAAAAAUAUGUUUGGUAAAGCAUGUGUCAUCUUUGCAUUUUUUGCAAAGCCUUCAAGUAACCAGUCCACUUGCAUGGUGGUGCCUAGGUAAGAAGAUGAGGAAGAGAAAUGUAUUUUCCUAGGACCCUUCUUCCUAGGCACCUUCAUUACUGUUCAUAAAGGCUUGGCAGGUGAAUCAUUACACACACUAGCGCACAAGAUGGAGGAAUGCCCAUGUAGAGUGCAAUGCCAGGAAUAGCCGAUGGGUAAUGGCAGGGUACGCCGAGUGUAAGCUCAAGAAAGAUCCUGCUCUUACCACAGUUUGCCAAAAUCUAAAACAGAAUCCCUACUUUUUUUUUUUCAUUCAUUCUGUUCAAUUUCUUUGAGCUUAAUUGAGCAAAUGAGCUUAAUUAAGCUUAAGUGCUCAUUCAAGCUCAUAUGGGAUCCUGCUAUAUAUUACCACAGUACUUUGGACACCGGUUGACAGAGCUAGUUUGUCUGUAACUGGGAGGACUCUCUGCAACCUGUGUCUUCAAGAGUCUUGGUUUUGUUGAAGAUAAAAUUAAACCAGCUCUGUCACUUUCAGGGGUCUUUGCAUAUUUCAUAAUGUAUUUUGUAGAGUUUCCUAAAGGAUACAUCUCCAAUAGGAGUGCAGUUAGCUAGAUAUACUUACCUGGAGCUGUCUCCCGAUGGCACUGCCAUUAUUUGCUCCUUGCAGUUCAUCUACCAGAAACUGUGUCAGUGCUGUGUUCUUGCACAAGAGUACAAACUGGAUGUCUCUGAAGGAUCCACCAUAGACCAAAUGUCGCAAUCUGCGAGAAUGCUGAUUCCCACCGUUGUCGCUAGCUGCGGGAAUUCACAAAACUUCCAGCUUGUACCUAUAACAAAGCAGUCUUUUUUAAAAAAAAUUUUAUUUAGUUGUGGACAAAGCCACAAAGUUUUGUUGUGCUUUAUACAGUAUAGUAAAACAGAUAUAUGAAAGGUAAAAUAUAACACUCAUAUUAUGCUUAGACAGGUGAGGAAGAGAAGUACUCAGCAGUAAAACAUUAAUUUAUCUAGAAAGUGACAUGCAUUAAGUUCUAAACUUAUUCCUUGUCGUCAGGAUCAAUUUAGCUCUUGUGUAUAGUAGGGCUGAUUUUAUAGCCUGCAGACUGGAGAACACGCAUUAAGAAGUGUUCUAUGGGGGGGGCCCUGUAGCUGCAGGGAGCGAGCCUCCUCUGCCAUCUGAGGACUUAGCUCCGGCACCACACCGGGGAUAGCGGUUCUCCGUUUUGUUGCCAAAGGGACAUAUGGCACCUGGAGACUUUUUUCAGGAAUGUCGCUUGAUCCUCCGUGGCCGACAGGAUAUGGAUCAACUCGCCUCCCGGCACCACUAGGGUACCCGAGGCUCCCCAUCGGUACCUGAUGCCCUGCUCCCUCAGAGCUUUGGUUAUGGGCAUAAACCUGCGUCUCUCCAUUAGUACGGAAAAGGGUAAGUCUUGUACGGAAAAGGGUAACUUGUCCACUGCUACAGUGGGGUGCUUCCUGGAGUGUGCCAUGAUUGUUGUUUUGGCAGUAAUGUCGUGGGUGACCGCUGUUAUGUCCCUGGGUGCGUCUGCAGUGGCGGUCGGUGCCUUUCGAAUCCUAAAGGCUGACACGAUGAGCAGUGAGUCUCCCUCCCCAUUUACUUCCAGUUCCUGUGUCACUUUGUGGACGAAGUCCAUAAGUGCCUCUGGGGCUUGUGUCUCUCGCGCUCCGCGGAUCCGUUUAAAAAUGCGACCGUGUGGGUAAGGUGCGGUCCCUGCGUGGUGAGGGACUCCAUCUAGGAGUGGGUUUUAGUUAGUCUCCGCUCUCUGUCUCCUUCUCGGGACUCGACGUCUCCCAGCCUUUACCGCAGCCCACCGACCUCAGCCUAUACUCCUGCAGGUCUGCGUCCUAGACCUCUCUCAGGUCCAGGAGAAGUUUCUUAAUGUCCCGUUUAGUAAAGGGCGACGCAUCUGCAUCGGAUUCAGUCCACUGGUACACUCUGUCAGGAUCCUGCGGUCUCUGAUGUAUGUCUUCAUCUUGGGAGCAAUCAGUCGCUCGUGUCUAUAGGCCUCUCGGGGGCAUCAUUUUAAAUCUGACCUUGUGAUGGUGGUCUUUCGAAAGAUUGCCUGAUAUCUUGGAGAGGCACUCUCAGAGCGGACAAGCUUCUUAUAUUUUCACCCCAUGCCUCUGAGGGGGGUAGCAGAGUCUCUAAUGUGGUUUUUGGGCAAAUUCAUGGCAAGCAAAGGAGUAGUUUCAGUGUAUGGAGUGGGAGCUCCACACUUGCACAUCUGCUCAGUAGGUCGGCUGGCCACGCCCCCCCUAACAAAGCAGUCCUAUGAUAUCUUUGUCUUAUGAUAUCUUUUGACUGUAUUGUAAUUUCAAUGAAAUUCCAGCCCAGUCAAUGUGAAUAUUCAAUAAAAAUGCUACCAUUUAUGAAAUAUUCUCAAUGUAUGGUCUAGUGCGGUGGUUCCCAAACCAGCCUUCAAGGCAACCCUACCAGUCCAGAAUUUUAAUAAAAACACCUUAAACACAACCGGGUAAUCUGUACUGGUGGGGGGGCACAAAGACUGAUCUGGAAGCCACUGGUCUAGUGAUAUCAGUACUAUCUCUAUGUAACUGCAGCAUUGCUAUGGUAACAAUAAAACUACAGAAUGCAGCCUGUCCUGUACCGAUGACCCGUCACUGCCAAUACACUUAAAAUUCACAAUCCAAUCACGAGGCUUACUGUUAGAAAGGAAAAUAAAAACCAUUUGAAAUAUAGUUUGUCAUUUCUUCCUGUUUUACGUGUUUUUUUUUUUUUUUUCAAUAAAUAAAAUAACAUAAUUUUCACCUAGAUAUUCAAACAUACGGAAUAACUAUUCAAUAAAUAGAGAGAAAAAAAUUGGUACAAAUUCAUAUUUUAAUUUUAAAAGGAUUCCACACUGGAUAUGGAUAAUGUUUUUAGACAUAAUAAGCAUUUUAUUAAUAUCACAUCUAAGGAACACAUAAUAAAUCCACAGUUAUCACCCUAGUGUUAACAGAAAAAUAUAAAAUAAUCUUACAUCAGGAAGCAAAAAACAACUUCUACUUAAACAAAUCUCCUUAUUUCUUCUAUUCUGCAGUAAAAUAUACACAAAAUGUAAUGACCCCUGCAUCGCCCAGCAAAUUAUAUUUGAGAUUAUUUCAAACAUGAGCAAUGUGACCUCUUUCUGUUAUUUAAUUUAUUUUUUUGUUUUGCCAUUCCAUUGUAAAGUAAUUUUUGUGUGAACACAAAGGUUAGAGCAAACAUUUAAAAUUAGAAUUGAUCGUUAUUUUUUUUUUAAAAAUGGUUUUUUUUUUUAGUGAAUCUUUGUGACUUGCAUUUAAAUUAAACUAAUUUAGACUCAUUUAACCAUUUUUACCGUGGUUUGCUUUAUUUAGCUAGCAUAGGCAUUAGAUUAGGAGAAAGGAAGUUAUUUAGGUUUUAGAUGACGAUUCCGAAAAAUGUAUGUGUAGCUAGAAACAACAAAAUUACAUGCUAAAAUGUACAGCACAGCAAAAUGUACCUGAAUCCCAGGAGAUGCAUAUGGGUAGUGCACCUGCAGGGACACAUUAUACUUAAAUGGAUUGCCAGAUCACCUCCAUCAUGAAGGAAAAAAGCCUCAAUCCAUAGCUAAGGAUAAAUGUUCUUUAUUCUAAAGUGUAUAAGUGUAUGAAGAUCAUCGUCCGUGUGUUUUGUGCCUCACUGGCAGUCAUCUAAUAAGCCGAAAUGCGUCAGUGGUGAUCUUCACUCUCCCCCUGUGUGUCGUAACUAUACGUUCACUUUGGUUUAAAAAACAUUUAUCUUUACCUAUGGAUCGAGGAUUUUUUUUCUUCAUGGUGGAGAUCCGCCAAUCCAUUUAAGUUUUGAUGGUAUGUAAAAAUAAGUGUUUUACCAACUAGUGUUUAAAUCCAACUAUAUAGGAAAUGAAAGAGACAAAAAAAAAAAAAAAACCUAACCAGACAGCUCAAUGUCCUCCUUUUCCUGGCAUACAGUGUAGAUAGGGAGCAUCAGAAAUGAACAGGAUAGCACUUUGUUUUCUUGAUAGAUUUUGUGAAUAGGGUGUAGAGGUGGAUAAUAGGUUUGGUUCUCCUACAAUCAAUCAUAUAUCUCUCGCCUUUUUGAAGCUGAGGGCUGUCUUGUGGAUUGUCUGGAUCCCGUUCACCUUGAGGAGACUUUUCAGAAAGGAAGUAAAUAAGGUCUUUCUCCUUAUUUCUGAUAGGCUGUGUCUAAACACUAAAUGUCAACGCUUGUCUAUCACUCACUUAUUGUAAGAGAGGUUAAAUAUACACAAUCUAGACGCCCUUUACUUCGAUGAGUCAUCGCUUGUUCCACUUGUUGUCCUACUAUGCAAAUAUUUUCAUUACAUCAGCAAUCAAGAACUUUCCAAUAAGGUCUGAGAUGAUUGCAAACCGUAAAAAGGCACUCUUUCUUGGGUAAUUUCGAACAUAUUUAAACAAUUACUUCCAGACCAUUACCAUAGGAAUUGAAUGCAAACACUACUGCUAUAUCAAGGCCCUAGCAGUAUAACCCAUGUUAAACUAAAUAAUUGCCCUGAAUUAAAGGCUUUGUUGACAUCAAAUUGAAUUUUCAUGAACAAGUCACAAUAUUAGGAUGUUUGCAGGGUUUGGUCAAGACAUUGAUUUCCUUAUACAUUAUGGAAUCAGACCUAUUUCCAAUGCAUUUUGCACAGUUCAUCAUAUUAAGCACAUGUUCACACUAAGCAUAAUAAACUUUUUUGCCAUUAUUGACCUGGGUGACUGUCUCGGUCUCAGUCAUCAUAUUGCUCAGUGUCUAUGAUCAUUACCAUGUUUGUAGUUUACAGGACAUUACCUAGUCUCUUCUCACUUCUGGCUGCUUGGAGUUCUCUUAUAGAUGCUGAUAUUCAUCAAUCUAAAUCUGUUUUAAACUGAUUUGUUUUAUUGUUAUCAAUUUUAUUAUUUGAUCAUUGAAGGUCCUAAAACCACCAUUAAAAUGACUAUAUUUAUUUUCGCCGCAAGCGGAAUAGCUUAGUGUCUGAUCUUUGUGCUUAGCAGUAAUUAGUAGCAGGGUACCUAUUGAUUGCAUGCUGCUGUGGUGCAAGUUGUAGACAUUAAUUAAACACUGAUGGGGGUUCAGAAGGCAACCUCGGCUGAUGCCAGUGACCCUUCCAGAGAACUCCAUUUUAUUUACCACACAAAAAUAUCCCAAAACAUCAUCUAUUUAGAGAAAAGGUAGUGUUUACAUUAGUGCUUGGGAACACCUCUAGUGGCUACUUCUCUGAGAGCCACUGGAGGUGCUUCCUCUGUUGUUUCCACUGUCUGCAUGGAGGCGCUGAACGCUCCAUAUAGAUGCAUUGAAUUCAUGCAUCUCUGUGAGGAGAUGCUGAUUGGCUAGAGUGACGUUUGGCCCUGCUCCCGCCCCAUUGGCUGAGAUCGUUAGAAUCGAUCAUCACAGCCAAUCCAAUGGAGGCGGAUAGGGGCGGAAGCAGUGCCAGCGGACCUGCGCAGUGCUGGAAAAAAUGUGAUUUAAAAAAAAAAAAACUUAUUUAAGGGGUGGGGGGCAGGGAUCCUACAUGUGUUUUUAACACUAUAGGGUUAGGAAUACCACACUAACGGAAGCUGACUCCUUCCUUCGAGCCCUGGGGAUCCCUGCAAGAGCGGUGACGACUGCGACCCCUUCCACCUCACAUACCUGAGACCAAGAACCGUUCCCUUUCCUCCUAUAGGAAGCGAGAGUCAAGCAGCUCCGACCUGAAUUGACUGCGAAAACCCGCAGCAUGAUCUACCACACUGUCAUGUUCUGUUUUAUGUUUUCUUAAUCUUUCUUACUUCUGUUUCUCUAUGUCCUAAAGUUGUUAAAUGUUGUUCAUACAACUGGCACAGGGUAGCUAACCAGUGCUAAUUUCCCCUGUUACCACCUGGCACAAGAUAACCAACCAGUACUACUAACCAAACUGGGGGCUCUCAGUCCCAAGAUGGCCACAAACGAUUACAACAAUACCUCCCCCUCUCCCGUAUUCCCCAAGGUUAGGGGACUUACAUAUGACUCUACCCCCACUGGGGCUCUUUCUACCAACAUCACUGUGGCCACCAGUAAUGGCUCCAUUCGACUAGACAUACGCCACCUGAAACAACCUUCACACCUUCUUGACGAGGGCGACAUACUAACCCAGACUACACCAGGGCAGCCCUGGGUUAGGGCAGUCCACACGCACCAAUUGUCACCCAACAUAAUGGGGGACCUACCGGAGCAGCAAUCAUCGCAGUGCACCUUUAAACAGACUUCUUUAUGUAUGACUCCAGUUGAGACAGGGCCUUUUCUCUUGCGCACCAUCCACUCAAACCCAAAUAGCCUAGGUCUCACAGACGAACCUACCUUAACACACAGCUUCAUCCACAAGAUGCUUCACAAGACGCAAUACAUCUGGGUUAUGCAACACAGGGCAGAAGUUCUAUAACAUACAAUAACACGGCUGCUUAUCCGUACUUACCCUGGCGGACAACUACCAACUCCCAUACCUCUCCAAAGUUAAGAGACCGACUGACUCAAUUAGACAAUUGACCCACGGGUGGCUUCCACACACUUUAAUUUGGCAAUCGUUAUAUUAUUCAUGUUUCUUCUAAUUACCAUAAAAAUAAGUGCUAUGUUAAUGACAUAUCAUACAAUCCAUAUACAUUUUGCUGAUGUUUACACCAUCUGAGAAAUUUCACCGUAUUCCUAUCUGUACAAUUAUGCACUUGAAAAAUAAAGAGUGUAAAAUAAAAUUCCUUCUUGGAAAUGUUUAGAUGGCAAUAUGUAUAAAACUAGUACAAGGAGUUUAUAGACUAAACUAAAUUCAUCUCAACAGUUAGGGGCUACAGAUAAUCUAUAAUAGCACUGGUUAAAUAAAGUCAGAAUAAAAAAAAACAUGAGAAAAUAAAAGCACUUGUAAAGUAGUGGAAAUGAAUAAAAAAUAAUUCUUCAUACCCUCUGGCUGCCUUUAGAAAUAUUAUUUAUAUCCUUUGAGACCAGUCCAGUGAUUUUAUUGUACAGUAAAUGAUGAGUACGGUUUUUAAAAUAAUUUUUUUUCAAUGCGAUCUUCUCCUUUUUGUGCGUAACUCACAAGCUGUAAAAUGUACUAAUUCAACCUACUUCAACUGCCGAAUGAUUUUGGAUUUUGGAUCUUCCUUUGUAAAGGUGUGUCAGUCGAGGAGACGUUCCGGACUCUGAAAAAAGAAGGAAAUGAAUACGUCCAGCAUGGUCAAUACGGAGAAGCUGUGAAGAAAUAUACAGAAUGUUUGGCAUUAAAUUCUGAGGACUGUACGAUAUACACAAACCGGUAAUUGGAUCUACUUUUGAACGACUUUAUGGAUAUUCACCUUGAGCUGUUACUGUGUUCAUUAGCCUUACAAAGACUUCUCAUUAAGCUGCGUUGGGAAGUCUGUGAUUGGACAGUCACAGAAAGUCUGGGCGGGGUUAGAAGGGAAGGGCUUGCAAAGGUGGCAGACAAGAUAACUGUAGGUUUUGCAAGUUGUUUUAGAGGUCCCCCCAAUGAAAAAAAUGCAUAAUUAAACAGUGUUGGUAAUUUUGUUUUAUAUUUUUGUAUUUGGUUCAGUGGAGUGUCCCUUUAAUUGAAUGAUGACUUGUUCCUUUUAUGUUUAGAUUGCUGUGUCCCCCUUUGUUUUCUUUCAUUUUAUAAUUCAAAUUGCUGGAAAUCCUACCUUUAUUCCAGCUCAAAGAAGCUUUGAGGCCUCAUGAUGGCCAUAUGUGUCAAUCUGUGUGAUCUGCCAGUCCUGUGUUCAGGGUCAUCAUGCAUUUCCUGAGAUCAGGGUUCAAGGCCACAUUCAGGGUCAUCAUGCUUUUCAGGAUGAUCUUGAAUGUGAAGUCCAUCACAAAUUGUAGGAUGUAAGGAGGUCUGAUAUCCAGUAAAGUCAUAUUUUAUGUCAAAUGUAAACAUUUACAUGUUUUACAAUGAAUUCUAUUGUUUGAAAAAAGGGGCAGCAUAUAAGAAUCAAAACCACUACGCUAAGUGUCCCUUUAAAUACUCAUUUCAUUUCAGGUAAAGGAUGCUGGAAUGGAAAUCGUAGGCAUUAAACCCACAGUAUGAAAUGUUCUGCUCAGGGCCGUCUUUAAUAUUAAUUGGACCCUUGGCAAGCAUUUGCUUGGGCACCCUGGAACCUGCCCCCCACUCCAUGGCAUGCAAUCACACUUGCGGCUGUCACUUCCUCAGAGGCUGCAGAAAAAUAAGGGGCCUAGUCAUGCUGUUAAAGGGCCACAGAGCCUCCCAGGGCCCCUGCUGAUACAAUGCCACUUGGUGGCCCUAAGUGCAUGGGCCUCCUUAGUGUGUGGGUCACCAGCUGCACCGGCAAGCCCAUGGUGGGGAAAAAAAUUAAUUGUUGAGGGCAGCGUGGCCCACGGGGCAGCUGCUUUUGGGCCCCCCAGGAUUAACUGGGCUUGGUUGCCCCGUUUGCCCCGCGUUAAAGAUGGCCCUGGUUCUACACAAUGGCUUUCUACACUGGAUGCAGGACAUUCUACACUGGACAAAGGGAUUCCACUUGUCACUACCCGUUGUUGAGUGAAAAUUCAUCCCUGGUAGUGUAGGUAUUUAAAUGUCAAGCCUUGCUUGAUGUACGGAUCAUUCAAUAAUUCCAUUUCUUUUAAAUGUAUCUCUCCUUGGAUAAUGCCAAAAAUGACCAAAGGCUAGUUGUUGUAGUUCAGGGCUCAGCAACCUAUGGCACUUGAGCUGCAUUUUGUAUGGCACACAAGGCUGCAAGAGACAAACAGGCUCUGGCCUAUCAGGAUUACCAGUAAGACUUCAGAUAUCUGUGAGUGUAGCCGAGCAGUGAUUGCAGGUGAUGAGGAACAAUUCUCAAUUUAUGCAUUGCAGCACAUAGAUCACUUGUGAACGGGAACUUGCACUGGUGUAGUGCAGCCUGCAUCAGUUAUCGCAGCUCCUGUCCUUGAGCUGUACCUGGCCCGUCCGGUCUCUACUGACCUGAGGGAAGCCACCCACACUGCUAGAUAUGCACAGAGCUGCAGAAUAAGCCUCACCUUCAUAUAAAUAAUACAAACAACCCAUACACAAACAAACACAGUCCCCACAAACACAACACCACUGACAAUCCACAUACACGCACUUAACCCCACAAGCAGCCUCUUACAUGCAAUGCCACAAGCAGCCCUACACAUACACACACUACCAAAUACACAAUGUGACAUAUCAUCCAGACAAACAAUUCAACAAGCAGCCCGUACACACAGCCCACAUUCAUAUCUAUCAUACACAAUACCACAAACUACUCAUAAACCUAUACAAUAUAACAGCACAUAUACAUACAAAUACAACACUGCAAAGCUACUGCAGCCACCCAUAAAUAACACAAGCACAAUACAGCAACGUACACACAUCAAUAAAAAAAAAAACAGGACUGGUACACCAAAGGACUUCAAUAUCUCAUUUUGGCACAGUACUACUACAAGGUUGCCUACCUCUGCUCUAGUAUUUAAUCUGAUGUCCCUACUAGAACAGACAUGGCUUCAUAUUCCGGGCUUCUCAAUGCAGUACAUGUUGGAACGUGGCUUUACAGAUUCCGAAGAGAUUUUGAUCUUUUUACCUGCUGGUUGAUUUGCAAUAACAAGCCCUAAAUUGUGCUGGGUCUUAUCCUUCACAUGAUUGAAGGUAGAAUCUCUUUCACGUGUUCAGUGUUUUAAAGUGAAUGCUGUCUGCUUUAAGAGGCAUUGAGUAAUUCACGCAUUCAAUCCAACAGACUAGUAGGGAAGGGCUAUAAACUAAACCAGCUCAUUAUACUCUGUUUAUAAAGAAUUCAAUAACCAACACACCAAAUCAUCAGUCCCAAUCUUAUUAAAUAAACAGAAGGUUGGCUUGUGCAGUAAAUGUAAUUUUACAUUACGGAUUUCGAUUUUUAUUGUUAGUGACUUUUGUUAUAAACCUAUAUGGACCCAUUUAAACCCCUGACAACUAUACAUGAGGAGACUUGGUUAUUACUAAAGUUUGACCCAAUUACUGCUGCUAUUCCGCUUAGCGGCAUUCUGCACACAUACGCUCUGAAUGUUUUGUGUGACGUAAAGUUUGCGAGGCAUGUUGGACAUAGAACACAGAGCAUCUGUUAGGGACGGAGCAUGUAAUUAUAUCUUAGAAUAUUUUAUUUUAAGGACAAACCUCUGUGUUUAUACAGAUACUAGCCAUCUGACUAAGCAUUGAUUUAAACGUAGAAAAAAAACAAAAAAACGUAAUACUAAAUAUGACUUGGGCAUAUAUUGCAUCAUAAUGUGAAGGAAGACGUUUAAUGGUGUUUUCAGCAUGAAGCUAAAUCACCCAGACGUGUACAGCUCAAUGUAUGUUUUAUGGCUUUUUGAAUGCACCCCAUAAUGUAACAACCUGUGGCUUUUUAUGGGGUUUGUUUGCUAGUUUAUUUUUGGCAUAGAUAAAAUCUGAGACUUGUACAAAUACUUUUCCUAUAUCUUGGUUAAGUACCAGUUUAGCAAGCCUCUCUGAUGUCCGUCUUCGUCACCAUUAACUUCACAGAAAUAGGGAGAAAAAAUAUUACAAUCUUUUAUAAAGGUCUUUUAAUUGAAUUUCGAUUCUUAGAAAUAUAAUCAUGUCAGCUGGAUCCAUAGCUGUUCAACAACUAGUACCUUCAGAAGUCACAAUUUAGAGUCGGAUUAAAAGUGUAAGGACACAAUUUUCAUAAGCCAUGGUAAUAGCUGAACAAAAGACCAGCACAAAGGUGUGUCUUAAAUCGGAACAAACAAUGGAUUGUUCCCAUUGUGUCUUUUAUGUCUUGUGCCUCUGCUUUUGUUGUUUUUGCUUCGUGUUUCUUGAAAGCAUGUUACAUUUCGUACAUCUAGAUGUCGACUCUUGUAUGCAGUAAACAUAAGACGAGUGCCCUGGAUUUGUUUACGACAAACACCGUUGAAGGUUGUAAAAUUGCUUAACUGACAAAUGGCUCUUUUAAAGCUGAUCCUACAUUUUCUAUUAUAGAGCCCUGUGUUACUUGAAACUAUGCCAAUAUGAAGAGGCCAGAAGUGACUGUGAAUGUGCUCUGCAGAGGGAUUCCUCAAAUAUCAAAGCUUUGUACAGGCGAGCACAGGCCCACAAAGGAUUAGAGGUAAAUAGGAAUAUUGGCAGCCAGAACAUUACAGCAUCACUUCAGAAUUCCUGUGACCACGGGCAGCAAUUUUUGUAAACUGAUUGUAAAACCUGCUGGGGCUGUGAAUACUAUAUUAAUAAACGUUAUAUUUCAUAGCCAACAUUUCUUUAGGGAAAAUAAAAUAAAUUAUAAUCUAAAAUGAUAUUCAUCAAACCAAAAAAGACGAUAUUUUAAAUCCUUUCAUUUACUUAAUUAUGUAUAAAAUACUCACCUCUUAAAACGGACGGUAGGUGGAUUACAGAAAGCUUCUGUUUUUUUUCUCAGAUGCUGUGUUGUUGAUUUCAGUUUGUGUGUUAGCUGCUACUCUGAUGGCAGUCAUUGUGAAAGCAGUUACUGUGGAAUAAUAGAAAAUUGUGAGCCUCUAAAGUCAUUAUCUGCUGUAAAUGUAUUUGGGUCUGUGCAAAUCCCUUUACCAUAUCUUGAUUGAUCACUAAUGGAGAAUUAUGUCUCCUGCAAUGUUAUAGUAUUGUACCUGAGAAUUUUUUUUAAAUUUAUUAAAUUAAUAUUUUUCAAUAAGCGUUUCAAAUUAUGUAAUAUUUUCGAAUAGACUUUUAAAGUUUAAAAAAAGUUUUUUAUAAUACGUUUAAAAAAAAUAUAUACAUUUCAUUAUUUUUUCGAGAGGUUAUCAUUUCAUUUUGAACAUAAGUGUAUUUAUAAACAAGUUUUUAAAAUAUAUUGAUAUUUUACUAUAUACUAUAUAUAUCUUUUUUUUUGUAAUGUAUUUAUUUGAAUAUACUGAUAUUUUGAAAAAUUUUUUCAAGAGUUUUUAUACAAGAAUAUUAAGUAGUUAGAAAAGCUUAAAGCUUAACAAAUAACAAAUCGUGGUGUAUGUAGACUUUCGAUCACUAUGAAAGUUCGACUAUUGCUAGGAAUCGGUCAGGGAUGCUGACAAGCAGUAGAAACGGUAAGAUGGAACAAAGCUGAAAUUGUAGACAAACAGUAUUAUUUAGGGGUGUUGACAACAUUGCUAUAAAUAAGAAACCUAUAAUGUACCUGGUAAUUAAUUAUAAACAUUCUUCAUAAAACUGUAGACACACCAGGAACAACCAAACCUUUCUGGGGAAUGGUUAGUGGUAAUUGUAGCCACCAUACUGAACAAGCCAAAUCCUGUAUUUCAGAAUUAUCAAGAAUGUGCCAGCGAUCUACAAAAAACCCUUUCUCUGGACCCAAAGAACCCUGCAGUACUGGCACUGAUGAAUGAAAUAACUCCGUGUCUCCAUUCCGGUAGCCAGGGAAAACUAAGAAAAAAGAUUGAAAUAGAGGAGGUACGUCUUCUUCUAAUUGGAUAACACAGCAAUGUCAGUGACUCAUCAUGACUUGCAUUUUACAUAAUGAUAAGUUUUUGACUGAUUUUACAAUUUGCAAAUGAAAAAUUACCUGUUUUUAGAUUUUUUUUUAUCAAUAGCCGGCUGCUGUCCAGUUUCUAAAGCUUUCUGGUGGGCUUCCUACAAUGGGCCCAUCAGUUUCUGGUCAAUGGGCUUGUGAUGGUUCCAAGGUAUCUGGGUGAGCUUCCAAAAGGCAUGUGUGAUGGUGCUUGUGUGGAAGCACAACAAUAUGUGUGCAUGUGUUCCUUAAUAAGGUGAUCCUAGAAUGCAAGGGUUUAGAGCACGCUUUCCAAACCGACUUCACAAACUAGUUUUAAAAAAUAUAUAUUUUUGUGCAUUGAUACAAGUUAAUGCUUUGGAAGCAAUGUGACUCUGGAUAUAACGCAAACCAUGAUAGUACACACAGCUUUAUUAAUUAAACUGUAAAUGCUAGGAAUUAAAAACAGAGUUGCAAAAUAUAUUUCCAGUUUUCAAUUUACUGUUUAGUGGAUAAACCCUACUGCCGCAUACGUGUGUCACAUAAUGUUACACACAGUUUGUUCUGUGAUUUUGGGUCACUGUUUAGAUUUUGUUGUGCAGAUUUGUACCUUAUAAUCUGUCUGUGAAUGUAAAUUGAAGAUUUCCUCUGAUUCCAGAUAGAGUUGCCAUCUCCGCCACUCAGUGAUUGGUCCUCACUGAAAAGGGUUUUAAAAUGGAGUGGUGUCUAUCUGGAAAACACCAUGCUUUUACUGAACAAUGGCUUCACGUGUCUCUGUCCUGGGCCUUUGUAUUAGGCUGUUUGUAUGGACAGAAUGUAUUUUGGUAGAUAAUAUCUGUACACUUCCUACCAUAGCUGACGUUUUUAUUUAGUUAGUCACAAAUGGUCAUGUACACAAACAGAGAGUACACUUGACAAAUGGCCCCAUAAGACAUGGCGAUGCUGCCUUACGGCCUCACCAGGUUUUAUACCAUUUAGAUCUAUUGAUGAGUUCCUCCAGAUCAAAGUCCAUCACCAAGUUAAAUCAUCUUAUUCACUGCAGUGAGUUAUGGGAAUUGUAUUCUAAUGAAAACUAGAAGCCCAGGCUAAGCAAAGCUACAUUAAAACCGCAUCUUGGUUAAAAAAAAAAAAAAAAAAAACAAGAGAGAAGGCUUUAACAACUGGCUUGCCUGAAGUUUACAAAGGUCCUUAAAUUGAAGUAACUAACCAGAGUAUGUGUUCUUCUUACAGAGACUGCUGAGAUAUAUGAAUGUGUAAAUAUGAUUUGAUAAUGAGAUCAUUUAGCAUACAUCCCAGGUGUCCCUGUUUAGGCAGGACAGUCCCUCUGUUGUCCCCAAAUGCCAUAACCUGCUUUCUUUUGUGUGAUAACGACCCUCUUCUAAAAACUCCAAGUUUGUGGUAUUUUAAAUGCUUUACUGCACAAUAAACCUCUCAGUAAUUGAGUCUACGGUAGAAUGUUUUUUUAAAUUUUUUUACAAAUAAAUCUGUAGAGAUAAAAACAUUGGAUCUUGGCCAUUUGCAGUGUUGCGAAGUAUACAUUUAGUGUGUAUAAUCUGUACAUAUAAUUACGUACAAUUCUGAAUUUGUAGUUUGUUAUAUUUACACACGUAUUCCAACAUCAGAAAUUUAAAGCACUGUGAGUUUGUGUGUGUGUGUGUGUGUGUGUGUGUGUACUGAGAGCCUGUAGUCCUCGCUCUCUGUGCUAUACCAGUGUGUAAUAGGUUCCACGUAACGGCCUUAAUUGAAGGAUAACUGUAAGUCUGUUAGAUGUUUAAUACCUUGUUGACCUCAGAGGACGCGCUUUUAUGGGAUGAUUGGAUUUAUACUGGAAAUAGCUGUGGUUCUUCCUGUCUCACUUUGUUGGGAAUGCCAGGAAUUUUCAGAAUUAAAGAGGAAGCAUCACUUUUCUUUUGUAUCCUUUAUAACUUACAAUAUACCGUAAUUAAUCUGCAUGACAAGCCCUGUGACUUUUGAGGGUCAAAUUAUAUUAAUGGAAAUAAAUUUAAAAAAUAGAGCUACUGACUCCUUUUAUGCAUGUGGUAUUUCAAAUUUCAAGUUAUUUUUAAGGAACACGGUUGCAGUGGUUAUGGUGCCUGGAAUGCGCUGCCGCCAUCCCAGCAGAAUCUAAUACAUUGUUUUAGCAUGGUUUGACAUUUACCUUGGUCCCGGCGUGCUGACUGAGAGAAUUAGCUACGCUUUAUUAACCAAUUAAUAAGAUCCUCUAAUAGGCCAGAAACAGCAUGGGUAUGUUCGACAUCUCAAACAAUACCCUACAUUUGAAAUCACAUUUUUCGUUUCACAGCCACGUUAUUCUUCCUUAUAUUUUAUUUGGUUCUAUGUCAGUAUUUGAAUCCCCCCUUAUAGUGGGAUUUACAAUGGAUGGAUCAAACGUUUCUUCCUGGUUUUAUUUUAUUUGUCAUCUUUAUUAGUAUAAUUCCUAUUAACUCUAAGGAAAUUCCCCUUUAGGAAGACUAAUUAACCAUGGAUGAUGGGUGUUCUAUAUGUAUACAAUUAUUUGUAUCUACAGUUUUAAAAAAAAGCUUUAAUUCAAAAUAUUUCUGUAUGAAUAGUCAGAUCAAAAAAAUAAUUUCCAUCUUUGUAUAGUUAUAUGAAUUAUUUCACACUCAUUGUUUAGAGUGUUCUGGACAGUUGCUAAAGAUUCUUCAUUUUCAUCCCAUAUGACAAAGACAUUGUUAUAAAACAGUCUGAGGACUAGGAAGGGAUGAAUUCAUGUGCCCCUAGUGACCUGCCAAGUCUUUAUGCCUUUUAUUUAUUUCGAUUUAUCUAUAGGUAUCUGAACAGGAAGAAGAAUCUGCAAAAAGCAUUCCGGCACAGGAAUCGAUACCUAUUAAUUCCUGCCCAAAUGGUGCAUAUCAAAAUAACAUAUCAGAAAACACAGCAGCAAAGCCUCAGAUUACAAAACCUACCAACGCCUAUGAGUUUGGCCAGCGGAUGAAUGAGGUGAAAGCGGCAAAGGAUUUGGGGGCCUGUGCAGAACUCUUGUUGUCCAUAGACCCAAAAGACUUGCCAUUGUUUCUGAGCAACAAGUUAGAAGGAGAUAUUCUUCUGCUGAUUGCACAGUCGCUGGCACACAAUCUUCUGGACCAGAACCCGGCACUGGUAUACCAGCACCUCUCACACCUGAUCAAAGCAGAACGGUUCCAGGUAUGUGUAUGCCACCAUGCAGUAAAAGGUUUAAGGGGUUUACUGCAGUGAGUCCCACCCAUUCAUUCAACAACCAUUACAUGUCCAUGAUGAGGCCACAUCUUGGGUCAUCCUAAAUUCCCGAACCCAAGAUUUUUUGAGGACUUGUUAAAAAAAACAAUGCUACAAAGUAUGUCUAAAUGUGAAAUGCGAAUUGUACCUUAAAAAACAUAGGAGAAGCAACUGUGCCCAUGAUCACUUGAGAAUGGUCAGAGUUGGCGAGUUGAGAAUCAUCGAUAAAGUAUUACAAGAAUCAGAAAGCUCUUCUUUGGAGCUCAUAUUUCCGAGGAUGCAUUGGCCUACUUAGCCCAGUGUUUUCUAAAUGCUGUAGUAAUCUGUAAGAGGAUUAAUUAUCUUUAAAACUGAUGCUCAGUUUAAGUAAAUAACACAGUACGUAGUUUCUACAUUUCAAUUUAUUGGGUGAUAUCAGAUUAUGCAACUGAAUCAUUUUAUUCCUUGGGAACCCAGUAAAGUAGAUUGGAGAUUCUGUUUACACAAUUCAAGGGAUCCUGAUCAGUAAUCUGUAACAUAGUGUGAGAUUAUGACGGGGAUGGAGCCUUGGAAUUAAUAAACUGCCUGCAUCACUGCCAUGCUUAUUAAUAACGUGGUCUUGCCUUUUCUGUACGUACAAUGGAAGCAUCUCAUAGGAUGUUUAUUUGUUUCAGAUGAUGCUAAUGCUUCUCAACAAGAACGAAAAAGCUGAAAUUCAGAGACUUUUUACACUUCUCUAUGAAAAUCCAUGUGAAAAUGUCAAGACGGAGGAUGUUCGGAAUCUUGCUAAGCAAUAUGAACUUUAAGUGCGCGCCCACGUAAUGCACUUUUUUUAUAUACUGUUUGAUUGGUGAUAUCGUUAGGGAAGGUUAAACUAUGCAAAUUUAAAUAACGGAGUUCACAGGUUAAAUUCCUAAGCCUGACUGUUAUUAAAUAUUAUUUAAAUUUGGUGGUUUUCCAUGGAGAAGUAUUUUAAUAUCUCUGGCUGAAAUGACAAUGAUGAUGGUAUUUAAACCACUUGCAUGGAAGCACUACUGCUAUUAUGCUGAUUAAUGUGGACGCACGAAAAAUGUCAUCACCCCUUAUGAAAUGAUUUAGCAGGAAUAUGUGUUUAGCCAUGGUUUAUUCCACUACAUUCAUUCUACUAUAGAUAUUUAGUUAGUAAAUUGUCUCACCAAGUGUAACAUUUAUCAGAUUCAAUUGAAAUACUUAAAUUGUUAAGGGUUUAUCUUGACACAGCAGAUGUUUGUGACCUAUGGGAAAGCAUUGGAUUGGCUGAGAUUGUCAACUCUGAUGAUCUCAGCCAAGGAAGCGGAGCCAGCACCGGCAGACCCGUGCGGCAAUGGAAUAAAGGUACGUUUUAACAAUUGGGUGGGGGGGAAGGGAGUGGGGGCAGAGGCCUAUAUGCCAUUUGUAACUCUAUAGGGUCAGGAAUACAUGUUUGUAUUCCUUACCCUAUAGUGUUCCUUUAGCCUUGUUACACCCCCUGACUUUCAAACCUGCUCUUACGACCAGUCCUGUUACUUCCUGGUUGUUUGAUCAGUGGAGCUAAACUCAAGAGGCAGCAAUUGCCCAGAGCACCAGCUUUGUUACAACUUCUCAUUGAGCUGCAUUGGGAAGUCUGGGUUGGGUGCAAAGGGUAGGGCUUGCAAACAAUAUAUCUGUAGCUUUUGCAAGCUGGUUUUAGAUGAUAUAUCUCCAAGAUAAAAAAAAAAAAAAAAUUCAGCAACAAAAUGCAGCCAUGUUAUCAUUGGGGGUAUAUCUACUAAAUUGUUGAAAAUUAAUUAUUUUCCAUUUUUAAUAUUUCUUUAAAGGGAUACCCUAAGCAAAAUAACCAUAAGUUUGUGCUGUAGUAGUUAUUGUGCUCGGAGUCCCCUGGUGCCCUCCACCUGACUUAAUGAUCCAUUCUGGGAAGCUGCCCGGGUGCUCAACGGAGCCAGGUAAAUGUUAAAUUGUCAGUUGGCGCCAGGUGACUCUUGGCACCAUAACCACUACAGAGAUCUUUUGGUGAAAUAUUUUAGCUUUAUAUGGGAGGUCACGGGAAUGUUGGGAAAUGUUAUAAGCACAAGAGAUGAGAAAGGUACCAAUAUAUUCCUGUAUAUAGCCCCGUCUCUGGACAAUUCAUCAAAAACUCCAGACUUGGUAAUAAUGAUAUUUGGUGGAAAUAUGUUAAUGAUAUUCUAUAUUAAUGACAAUACAUGUGAAUGGUAUUAUGUAAUUGUGGAAAUAUAUCCAUGGCAUUAUUAAACGAAAGCUAAAAGAUAAUAGAUUUUAUUCAGUUUAUAUACAGAAUAUAGUGUAUCUGUAAAGCAGGAGUUUACUGGUAAAUAUAUUGUUUAGAAUAACUAUUUUAUCAACCAUUGGACCAGAACAAUGUACAGCAAAUAUCCUUAUGAUGAACCUUUUUAUCCGUGAUGAGCACAUUCCUGCAGUGAAACACUCACCCAACAUUUUUUCUUUCUCCGCAAACCUGUUAAAACAUUUUAUUUCAAUGCUCAAAUGUUUUACAUUCUGGAGAAACAAAUUAUGGUGCAUAAAUAAAUUAUUAUUAUUAUUAUUAUUAUUAUUAUAGCCAUGUAUCAAUGAAUGUACUGUUUUUGGGGACAGAAAUGUUUGCAACGCUUUAUGAUAGAAGUCGCCACUUUUAUAACGGAGUGCCGAAUUGUUCCCCAGUUGUCACUCAGCUUUGUGGAGCUAAAGGAAGUGGAAGAAAACCUCCCUGACUGUCUAACGGAAGUGGCAACUGCACCUGCCUUCUUCCCUUCUCAAUGAGCUGUAUAAACACUGCGAUCGCAUGCGCAUGCACACUUGCAACUCCAGCACAGAAACUUCCAUGAGAAGCCUCUGAUUUGUUUAUUCCCUGGCACAGACUGAAAGUCUGAUCUGGAGAAAGAGGGGGGAGGGCUUGCAAACACUGCCGAUAGCAGGUCUGCAGCUUUUGCAAACUUUUUUUUUUUUUUUUUUUAAAUACCUACGAAGAAAACAUGCAGAAAAAUACUUGCAUGUUUUAAAUGGUGUUCCUUUAAUGAGAAAACUAACACAUAGGAGAUUCAUUGAUUCAGCAUCCAUCACUGAUAUUAAAGGAUGGACUUCAACUCUAACCCAUUCAGAACCAAAGGUCGUAACAUGGUUUUCCUGCUCUGAAUAGGAUUUGUGGGUUAUUUAUUCUGAAACAGACUGGGGCUUGUUGGUGUAAGACAAGUGACGUGGGCAUUGUUAGAUCUCGUAAUGAACGAAUGAUACGGCUUUCUCUAUCAUUCUCUCCUUAUCGUUUUAUCUGUAAAUAGGUUUACAAUCUGUUUACCAAAAUAAAUAUAUAUAUAUAAAUGGAUAAUGAGAUAGGAAUGUAAAUGGAAUUGUUACAAAUGUUUGCAUACAUUGCCUAUACCAUAUUUAUCACACUUGAAACUUUGAUAAACUUUUUUUUUCAUGUCAAA
Pelobates cultripes (western spadefoot toad) is the source of this 78832-nucleotide messenger RNA. The record is from the annotation of a GenBank genome assembly. NCBI's taxonomy places the organism in Eukaryota, Metazoa, Chordata, Amphibia, Anura, Pelobatidae.